Molecule: messenger RNA, 55450 nt
Organism: Porites lobata
Lineage: Eukaryota; Metazoa; Cnidaria; Anthozoa; Scleractinia; Poritidae
Source: the annotation of a GenBank genome assembly
AUGGACUUGAAAACAUUUCUCCAAAGCAACGUUGCCUUACCACCUCGUCCUAGGAGGAGACGACACAGUAUCGCUGACCUUCGUUUCGUGUAUAAUCUUCAUGAUAUUCCAGAAAGACCAGAGGAGGAGGAAGAGGUUGAAAAAGAACCGCGACGACGCUCAACGGGAAGUUGUGCAAAGAAUGAAAGGGAUAGAUCGGCUAGCGACCCGCCCGGUAAUCGUUCACCCAAAGACUGCGAUAGUGCGGUUAUUAAUAUCCCUGGGAAUCCAUCCACUGAUUUUUCUGUAAGUCCAUCUGACCUCACCAAGAACACAUCAAGAGAGGCGAAUGAAAUCGCAGCCUUUCCAUCUGGGGAUGAGGACAGAGGAGCAGCAUUUCAACGAUGCUACAAGCGAUCUUCUAGUGUAGACGAAGAUGUUGUAAAAGAAGCUGUGUCUACCUACGUUCUUUCAUACACAGACGAAGAUGGUAACGUAAUAAGUGCUGAUGAAGUCUCUCCAUCAAACACAGGGUCAUCUUCUCCCAGCGACGAAGAUUUAGGCAUGUCUGAGAUGUUACGGAAAGUCGAGGCCCAAUCCCCUAUGACAAUGACUCGAUCCAGACGAGGUAGUGCCAUAGACCAGGAUGUUGUUGAACGAAUCACUUGCCUGACACCUAUAGUAGAGUCUAGCCGCUCCAGCAGCUUGGCAAGCGUGGUGGCCAAUGUGAAUGGUCGUGAAAAUUCACCGGAGAACUGCAAUAAAAGUGAAAGAGCUAUUCUAGGAUCGAGCAAUAUAUCCCAAAAAAAUUUUGAUAAAAAUCAAGAAAUGCUCGAGAGGAUUAUCAAAUCUCCUAAUUUAACGAGAAGAGGAUCUAUUAGCGAAGUCCUUAACUCAUUGUCAGCUCAGGCUGAACUCGGCAGUGAUCCCGCGAGACAGAAUACCAAAGAGAAUGGCUGUGAAAAUUCAACUGGGGACUGUAAUAAAAAUGAGGGAGCUUUUCAGGGAUCGAACAGCACGUCUCCAAAAGUAUCUGAUAAAAAUCAGGAAAUACUCGAGAGGAUUAUCAAAUCUCCUAAUUUAACGAGAAGAGGAUCUUUAAGCGAAGUCCUUUGCUCAUUGUCACCACAGUUUGACCUCAGUAGCGAUCCCGCAAGACAGAAUACCAGAAAGGGCCUCUCUUCCCAUUUCGAGAACGAUUCGAACUUCAGGGCACAAAACGAUAAACCUGAAAAGCUCAUAAAUCCUCUGUCAAAAGGCAGCGAUGUAAUGCUUUCCCAACAGUCACCUGAACAGAAAAAAGGUCCUUGGAGUCCACUCUCUCCACUAAAAGUUAAUGCUGAGCAUUAUCAACAAUCAAAACUUCAGGAAAAAUGCGAUGUUAGUGGCACUUCACCCAAAGGUGUCGACAAACAGAAGGUCAUAUUGUCCAUGCCUGAAAAUGGAGCCGAAUGCGACCUCCCAAACAAAGACAAAGACAGUCUACUUGGAAGGAUAAUUAAAAGUCCAUGUCUUACCAGAAGAGGCUCUAUCGGAAAUGUCCUUAACGUCUUGUCUCCAAGCCCAAUGAGAAAGUGUCCAUCGCCUUCACCCUUUAUAACCAAAUAUAAUGCUGAAGAUGUUUGUUCGGACUCUACGAAGGCUCAAGAUGUGAAACAAUCGUCUGGUGCACCCAAACCGAAAGGGCUAUUGGCAAUCGUUCAGAAACACGUGCUGAACCACACCCAGAAGAUACAGCGAAAAAGGCGAAAUUCCAUUGCUUCCACAUCACCUCAUACGGGAGCUUUAGAAAUCUCUUUAAGAGAUUCUUUUGACACUGAGAUGAACUAUUCUACCGUAAAGUCGACUUUAUCAGCAUCUCAAAACAAUGCUAAACAGUUUUCGAACCGAAUCAGUAACAGCAAGAGUAGCAGCACUUACAAGCAACAAAAUGGGCAGCUAAGAACACAGAUCGCUAGUCAAAAGGACAUAAAACAAAUAAUCGGUAAAAACGCUUCUGUGGCGAACUCGAAUUUAUCAACACCCACUAUUAAUUCGAGCGAAAACAGCAAUAAUAGAGGCAGUCGUAACCAAAACAACGAGCAGCUAAAUGCGAAGAUCACAAAUCAUAGGGAUGUAAAACAGAAAAUCGAUUCUAACUCACUUAACACAAAAUCAGCUAUAUCGGCUACAUGUAAUUCCUUUUUGAGCGACGGCAGCAAUAAUAGCAGCAGUGACAGGCAACACAAUGAACAGCUGAAUGCGCAGAACACUAAGCACGAGAAAGUAAAGCACACGAGCAAUACUAAUUCGUUUUUCGUGAUGUCGACUGCAGCAGCACCUCCAAAUGAUACCUCUUUAAGCGACUACAGCAACAGAAGCAGCAGUCGGAACCAGCAGAACGAGCAGCUGAAUGUUGAAGGCAGUCCCUUUGGACGUGGCGAAAAUAAUUUUAGUACUCCAACGCCAGCUGCUUAUGGCGCACACACAGAAAGUCCCCAAACAAGCUACAUUAAUGGCCUCUUGUCUUCUACAUCUAGACGACUCGUUGGUUGCGAAAGCAUAGAUGUCGCUGGAUUACAGUCGGAUUUAGCCUCAGUAAAGCCAGCGCAGAGAAAAAUAAGCGCUCCAGCAGCACCAAAGAGCGUCGAUUCCCCACAACGCAAAACUAGCGUAAAUAUCAUCAAAAGAGCGCCUAUUACUUUUGUGAUCUCAAACAAAAAGGAUGAGGAAACCGGAGUAAGAGAAAACGGAUCGGAGUGCCUAAUGGAUCGUGGCGUGUCUUUCACAAAUUCAAGAUUCCUUCCCAUAAGCCAGAAGGAGGCCAAAGAGAAUUCUUUGAUGAAAGAAGAAGAGGCAUCUAAUUUGUCGAAUAAAACGGUUAAUUCUACCGUCACGAUGAGUUCACGCGUAACUGUCCACGGUGGAGGCGGAACCACUGUUCGUAAAACAGGAGUUGCUGGAAUACAAAAUCCUGUUAAUGAUUCCCUUCCCACUGACGAGCGGUUUGCGGCGCUCAGUGAGAGAUACGCUUCUUUGAAAGCGAAACUCGGAGGAAGUGACUCAAGACCGAAAAAUCAAGAUUCUUCUCCCAAGGAGUCUCCCAAAGAUCACAGUUCAAAUAUCGGCGAAACGUCAACACAGCUGAAGUGCUGGACAACUGUGGAAAGCAUACCGAUAGGUGAAUAUCAAGACAACACAUUUGGCAAGGGUGUCGAUGAGACAUGCACCGAAGGCAAAAGGAAAGUAAUAGAAGGUGACAGUGAACAAAAACGAAUAUAUUUCACGGAAAAUGUGAAUGAGAAUGAUGCAACCUCUUGGAGAAAUAUUGUCAAUAUUUAUGACACCGAAAGCGACGUCAAAAUUGACGAGAAUAACAACGUUAGCAGGGACACUUAUCCUCCAGUUUCCAAGAUGGAGAAAGAGAAAGGCGGGAUCCCAAGCACUGAAAGAACUGCCCUUCAAAGGGCCCGAACUAGCGUUGUUGCUAAACUGAUGGACAGAAAAAUGGGCAUCAGAAGAAAGCAAAGUAUUGUACCUCGCGUGAUAGAAAGACGGUCCAAGGUUUACAAGGAAUACUGUACCGCAGACAGUGGUAUUCCAGCAACUGUAGCGCAAUUUGAGAAAAUAAGGACAGUCGUUGAACAAACCGUGCUUCGCGCACCUGUACGUCAAGAGGUACCGUUGAUAAUGAACCUGGUUUUCUUGUUCCUAAAUCAAAAUGCGAUUCCCGAUCUGAAAAAUGCUUAUGCAUGUAACUAAAAAGGAUUUAACUUUAGUCCUUUUUUUAUCACUGAAAUGACUCCAUUUGAUGAGUUAAAACAUGUUUAGUUUUUAUUAUCCCCAGAAAGGAAUUAUUUUGGAGCUAAAAGUUUAACUCCAUUUUUAGAAGAAUGAGAACAACUCCACUGAAAGUAUUAAAUAAACUCCCACCGUGGAGUCAUUUCAAGGCCAGAUUUGGAGUAAAAAUUGGGAGUUGAAAUGACCCCCAAAAAGGAGUUAUUUUGAACCUAAAUUUGAACUCCGUUGUUGGGGUAAAACAACUCCCAUAAAAUUCCCGUGUUCACGUGCAUUUUUGUGGGGUGGAAGGAGUAGCCGAGAUAGCUUCUCUCCUUCCCCCCAACAGAUAACAUCAACGAGAUCAUGACAUAUUAAGACAGAAUCCACCAGGAAGUUGAGUAAUUUCAAUUUUCAGUGGACAAAAACCUAUUACCAGAAUAAUUUAAAGCAUAUUACAUUCUUUUAUACAUUUUUCAAGGUCUAAAGAUGUAAUUAGUCAUCUGUAAUAACACUAAGAAAAUUUCUUAUGGGAUCCCGAGAAAAUUACAAAAUUACAUCUAAAAUUACAUCUGACACAUGAAAUUUUCAGUAUUUUAGCUGUGUUUUCACAAUUCUUGUGAAAUUUGACAGUCAUUUGCUCGGACUCCCAUGAGAAUGUUUUUCUGGUUGUUAUCACAGAUAACUAAUUUCAUCUUUGGCCCUUGAAAAAUGUAAAAAGAAUGCAGUGUUCUUUAAAUUAUUCUGGUACAAAGUUUUUGUCCACUGAAUAUUAAAAUUACUCAAUUUCCUCAAUUUCCUGUCUUAAACAAAAUUUGCUUCUAGAUACAACGAAUUCACAAAACUAUAUGUAAAUUCAACAUGACUUUUAAGUCGUUUCAGACUUUUCUGGGAAACGUCGUUGAAUUUGAUCCACCUUGGAAGGUUUCUUUCAUACUUGUUCUUGUUUGUAAAGUCAUCCUUGCUCAAUCCCUUUAUUUAAGAGCAUGAUCUUCUUAAAAAGCAUUUACAAGAUUACAGUCCGGACACUCAAACCGGGACACUUGGAAGAAGAUGUCCAAUCACAACGUUUUCUGAAAACAAAUUCUCAAGAUUCUCAAGUUUUUUUCGCAAAGAGACCAAUAAAAUUGAAGGUUAAAAACCGUUAAAAACUGGAAACUGCCCUCAAAUUUUUAAUGUUAUUUGUCCGUUUGCCCAAAAAAAUAUUGCGAAUCUUUUGUUUUCAGAAAACGUUAUGAUUGGACACUCUUCUUCAAAGUGUCCCGGUUUGAGUGUCCGCAUUGUCAAUGAAAUGCUAAGGCGACUUUUUUAUGAUUACAGGCUUUGACAAUUCAAGACCUUUUAAGUGGUCUCUCGUCCUCUUUGACUGAAAUAGAGUUGACUGCCGUUUGUAAAGAAUGUUGCAAGACUUUGCGGACUUUAGAUGCACUGGGAAGUUUGCGUAUGUAUUACAAUUCGCUGCUAGCAGAAACCUCUUUUCCUUGGCGGCCGGGGGGAAAAGAGUCUCUUUACCUUCCGCCCGCCGAAUGCAAGGAAAAAAAGGCCUCUGUUAGCAGGGAAAUAUUACCUGUAAAGAUUAUGUAAACAUUUAAGUAAGCGUAACAAAAAGGAUAUACACUUUUAGUAAAAUCCAACUAUUGGUCUUUUGUCAACGCUGCGUUCUGAUUGGUUGAGCUACCAGGCUAUAUGUUAUAGCCCACUAGUGGCGAGAAGCUCCGGCUUUGAAAACUAAACCAAUGGCGGCUGAAUCGCGUUUUGCUAGCUAAAGUUGUUUUGCCUCGAUAUUUUUGACCAACUAGAUGGAUUUUACUAAAAACUAUUGUUCCUCUCACUCUCAUGGCCUCAGAAUCAAUAGCCCAUUCGGCCUUCGGCCUGAUGGGGUAUUGACUUAAAGCCCAUUCGGGCUCGAGGAAUAGUUGUAAAAUAUACACUAUCAAUAUUGACCGUUUUCACCGAGACCAUAAUGCACCUUGUUUACCCCUCAAAAUUUUGCAUUAACCAUUGGCUCGGUUUUGAACGCAGCAGAGUAAAAUAAGUGUUCACCACUUAAACAUUUCCCAUAAUACAUCUUGUUUGCUUCCCCAAAUUUUACAUAACCUUUGUGUUUAUAUUCUUCUGGAUAUUACAUUCGUCCCACGAAAAAAGUAAAGACAAUACUCAUGCCAUUUUUUUGCGCGAGAGAGUAGGAGGCAAACAAGGUGUGUUAUGGGAAUGCAAUUUGUGUUCAAAUGUUCUUCACGGCAGUGGCGUCACUGCCGAAGGAGCAGUAACUGGAUAUGUCCGCUGUGGCUUUGUUUUUUGGCGGUAAAUGCGAUAGUCUUCUACACAGCCGUUGUUUGUGUCGUCACGCAACGAUCCUCGUGGCCAGGAAAGUUGGGUAACGACAAAAACAACGGCUGUGUAGCAGACUACAAAUGUGCAUGCUUCAACUACAAUAGUUACAAUUUCACCGUGAUUCUUGUAUCUGACAGCUUGUUACGUGUCCUUGGAGACUGUGAUCAUCAACCCAAGUGGAACUAUCAAGUUCAAGCAUCUCAGUACAGGUUUGCAACGACCAUGUUUUCUUUUCUUUUCAAUGUUGUCCAUCCUCUGUUAAAAAAAAGACUAGCCAAAAACAAUAGCAACAAUAAACAGGGUAUUUUUAAACCCGCAAGCGGAUUUUGUCGUAGACGAUAAAUUUGUAUGACACUAAGGUGUUUGUCCACACUUAUUCCCUUUCAUUUUAAAACGUAUACAUUUAUAAUCGUUUUGGCCUUUUGCCCACACUAAAACUCGAUAGAAACGGAGGUUGUAAAAACGAUUGGUUUUUUUGAAAACGUAUUUUGCAAUAACAGAGCGAUUUUUUGCGCGUUGAUUGGUCGAGAGCUAAGGUUGAUGAGAACAUAGGCCAUGGAAAUAGGCCAUUUCUGAGUUCCAACAACUCUCAGGGGGUGUUUACACGACACCGGGGCAACUUUCGCGCCGCUGCGAGUUCAGUCCGGUACCCUCUCACGGCUCAACAUUUGUUUUCAUGAAACCACCACAAAAUGUCAUGCCGGCGCGAGUCACCCCGGCGUGAGUUCAGCCCGGUUGUUGCACCGCAGCGAGAAUUUCACUCCGGUACGAAAUCUCGCAACAGUAUCAUGUAAACGCGAAACGACCACCGGUUUUGGUGUGAAAUCGGUCUGCCAGUGGACUGGAACAGGUAGCGCAUGCGUAAUGUUUGCGAUUUUGAAUCGCUCGUGUAUUUUAUCAACAUGAAGUGUACCUUCAAAUGACCUUCAAGUUUCCCAACCAUAUGUCAUUACCGGUAAAAUGUACUCGUCGUGUAUCUUCCUCUUUAUCUUGAUGCUUGCCUUGCGGCUACUCAGAAUGUUAUCCACUUCACCAACGCUGCCCAACCAAGUGCGAUCCUCUUCCUAAUCUCAGGAAGCAGGUCACCAUCUUUCGUCACCGUCUUUCCUAGGUAUACGAAACUAUCGACCUCCUUGAUGUUUUCUCCAUUAACAGUAAUUGUGCACUUUUUGGCGUGUUCAUUGAACAUUACCUUUGUCUUGCCAAGAUGGAUAUCAAGGCCGGCUGGUUUGCUUGUAUUAUGAAUAUCAGUGAGCAUACUUGUCAGCUCUUCUGGUGACUUGGCAAACAAGAUGAUAUCAUCAGUGAAAAUUAGAUGGGAGAGGUAUCCACAGUCAAUGUUUAGACCCCUACCGGCUUCCCAGUCGAUCCUCUUUACUAUAGCAUCUUGGAGACAUGCUGUGAAAAUUUUAGGCGAUAUAUUGUCACCCUGUGUUGCACCCCUCUCCAGCUUGAUUUUGUCACUGUCCCUGUGGAGUUUGAGAACAGAGGUGGCACCAUUGUACAAGUCACGUAAGAUGGUAAUGUAAGCCUGAUCAACUCGUUGAUUCUCUAAUGCCUUGAAGAGUGCUGUGAACUCGACGGAAUCAAAGGCCUUCUGGUGAUCCACGAAGGCAAAACAGAGUGGGGUCUUGUACUAGUUUGCCUUUUCUUGUAGCUGGUUAACCACCUGAAUGUGAUCAGUAGUAGAAAAUCCCGCUCUGAAGCCUGCUUGCUUUCUUGAGUGAUGUUGCUCCGAGGUGCUUAGUAUUCUUCGAAGUAGGAUUUGUGAAAACACUUAGUACGUUACUGGUAAGAGGCUGAUCGGCCUUUAAUUCUUGAUAUCAGGUGUGUCUCCUGUCUUGUGGACGAUGAUUACCGAUGCAUUCUUCUAGCUGCUGGGAACUUUGCCAUCCGCAAUGCAUCUUUUGAAUAGCUUCGUGAACAUCUUGACAAUGGGUUCCCCCAUCCUGCAGGAUGCCAGCGGUAAUAUUGUAAACGAAAUCAAAAAGUCAUGUCGGUAUGAAACUCGCGCCGAUGCGAGUUUUCUCAUGUAAACACCCCCUCACUUUCAAAACGAGACUGACUGCAAACCUUUCUAGUGAAGGUGAGUUUCAUUUGCAUGAGAAUUAAAAUUAUUUUCAUAUCAGUGGCUUUGCACUUGCCUCGCUUUGAAAUAGAGGCUUUGAACAUUUUGUGAUGAAAAUUAGGGAUAAAAAGUCACGACGUUUCGAUGUUUCGAGAUCGAAAUGUCGUGACUUGUUAUCGCUUUUUUUUUUAUCUUAAAAUAUAUAUCCAAGAAAUUUCCCAUCAAGAUUUUGAACUUUUUGACGUCAUAUUUAUGGUCGAUAAAAGAAUAGACCAUGGAACAUUAACGUCAGUUUGUUGAAUCAGUAAUAACCCAGUAAAGCAAGAUUGAGACCAUGCUCACACUGUACCGUAUAUCUAAAUUUGCGCCGGCACGAAAAUCAUACCGGAUAGGGAUUCUGUUCACACAUAAGAACGGUGAUUUUGGCGCGAGUUCUGUAACGAAGCGAAGCUGCGCCGCCUCGAAUUCGAAAGUGGAAUGUUAACAGCGUGCGGACCGUAGCGGAAGUGAAUGAUAGGAGCGAGGACUGGAAUCCAAUGAGGAGGAAGUUGAUGUUCAGGAGCGAGGACUGGGAUUUAGCUCACCAAACCCUCUCGGCCAACCGCUCCGGCAAGAUGUUCAAUGUGUGUGAACGACUUGCUUCAGUUCUGAACCGUAGUUGUUCGUACUAUACCGAAUGGCUUUUCGUGUCGACACGAAAAGCAAUCCGGUAUUGAAUGAACCUAGUCUAAAGCGCCCUACUGGUCAGACUGGCCAAUGAAUGUCUUAAUUGAAACCGUUCGGUCCUAAGACCUGUCCAAAUCAUUUGUUCGGGUAAAUUCCAAUAUGUUGGAAACUUAUUAAAGAGGAGCAUGAUUGGUCUCAUCAUAGGUUUUCGUCCACAAAAACCGGGGUGUAAAAAACUUUAUUGCAUGGACAGUCUUCUAAGGGUUAAUAAUUUUCGCUCUCUUUGAUAAACUGAAUUGCUGCCUCAUAGAAUGUUCAGUGGGAUGUUAAAGAUUUCGGAGGAGAAAGUGUAUAAUUUUUAAUCAGUAAUAAAAAUCGUGUUACGAACUCUUUGGCAUCUGAUCUGUUCCUGAAUUACUUGUUAAAAUACGGUGAUCAUAAAAAACUCUUCCAUAAAGAUAAUUAGAAAUAAAUUGCAAGGUUUUAAAUGAAAUGAAAAAGAAAAACAACAACAACAUGAAACUAGUGUCAAGAAAUCUUUUGAGUUUGUUUUACAUGUAUAACGGUCACCAAAAAGAACCGCCUUUUAACAAGCCAGUCUCUGACCAAAGAUGGUAACUGUGGUAUUAGACUCUCAAGUUAUGGGAUGAUUGACCUUCAUAGGUUUUCAUGAGCUUAUUUGCAUAGACUUGACAUCCGUGGCUCUCUCUUUCACCUAAUUUGAUAAUUUGAGCAAUUAACUAGCUAACCGCGAGAAAUCGGAAUACAAGGCCCUAUACUAGACACUAGAAUCCGGGAUCACUAAGAUAAUUUACCAGACGACUCAAAAUAUUCAAUUGGCCUGGUGACUGUCCAAUCCUCCAAAUCUAGUUGUUAAUUAAGCUCAUCAAGUUUUAUAAUAGCCUCGAGCAAAAUAGCACAACAGGUUAUUCUCUUUGUUUUUCUGGUUUUAAAUAGAAUCUGUCGAAACAAUAGUGAGUAAUUUUCAGUCUGCUGUUAAAUUGGGUUUACCGUUAUUCCCCAGAGGUAUUCUGCUCGCUUUCAAGUCACUCAAAACAAUAAUCACGACUCUCGUUUAAGAGUUUCUUUAAGUUUGGCGCAUUUUUGGAAAGUAUCGAAUUCAAGAGAUGUCCGUAAGUUGUUUCUAACAGAGAACACUGUUCACUGAGGCAUAUAUUUCUGUGAAAUAUCCGCCUCUUGAUGUCAUUUUAAAGUAGACCUAUGUUCCCUACCAAGUAAGUGCAGCAACUCAAUAUCAUAAACUAACAGUUAUUGUUCAAUUGUCACUAACAACUCUCAUCGUUGACUUGCCAUGUUAUAUCUGACCUCGAGCCAGUAAAAUACUUGAAAGACGUCUUUCUUGUUUUGUGUAUUAAUUACGGUGGAGGUACGUUUGUAUUCAAGCUCCUGUACACUUUUGUUGUUGCUAAUUUGCGUUUCAAUUGCCGACUCGAAAUUACUUUUACUUACUAGUAACUCUUAAGAGCGCAACCUAUCACUGAAAUGCAAUCGCAAGUUCUAAGUUUUCUUUAUUCUAACUGCUUGCACGAUGUCAGUUAAAACAAACGUGCUCAGUUAGUCACAGAGAUUUCUUUUGUGAGCCAUAAAGAAGGAUUAGUAAGCAAAUGCAGUGCUAUAUAUAGGUUUUCUUACGGACAAUAGGACGGGUGAAAAUGUACAAAGACGACCCUUUCUAUUAGACUACUUGUACAUCGUGCACAAACCCUGUCCUUUUGUGUCAGCUGACGCGAAUUUCUUCGAUUUAUCGAUCACAUAUAGUGCAUGAAGGGUCAUGCUCUUUGACUUGUUAGCUGAAUGUAGUGAUUACGUAAUUAAACAAUCGGUAGUAGGUUGAAAUUGCUCGUCUUCCAUGCGGAUUCCUUUGUGUUCCUUAAAUCCUUGUGUAUUGUAUGUGUAGGUCGCUUUCGUAGUUGGCGCGUCAACAAAGUUUUUACCACUUCUGUCCGCUUACUUUAGAUCAAGUUAAACUAUAAAUUAAACUAGCUAAAUUAACAACCCAUGCGUAAAAUUCUCAAGCCAUUCAAUAAUCUUCAUAUUGAAACCACUUGUUCCUCUUUAUCUGUUAAGAGACUCGUGUUAUAACAUAUCACUUUCAACACUAUUUACUCAGGAAAAAGAUCUUUAUUAAACCGUUAAUCUUUGUUUAAGGCUUUGUGUGUUAUAGACUCACUGAUAGAAACAUUUGUUUGUUGUGCGUGCAAACUAAUUCAUUACUUGUUGUUGUUGUUGUUUAUCGCAGGAAUUUCUAUUGAUGAUCUUUACCUGGCUCCAGAAUACUCAAACAAAUUUUCCUCGGAAAAGGUAGGAUAGAAAAUUUCACUUUUUCAGCAAUAAUGUUUUCACUUUUUCUUAGAGUAUCUAAUGAACACCUCACUGUGAACAACGGUUACUGUUAUGUCCUUGUGAACGCUUUUAACUGUUUCAUUCUCACAAUGUGCCAGAAGGGCGACCGAUUUAAAAGUAAAAUGUUUUCGUUGUUUUAGUUUCUACGACAAAACAACAGCUAAACAGUAAGGGAAUGUUACUGGUUUAAAUGCGAAUAAUCAACUGAAACAUAAACGGAAAGAUUGCAGUAGAUAAACUAUCAAGACAAAGCUGAUUCUUGGAUCGAAAAGUCUAGAUGGUCUUUCAGUUCAUUAGGAAUAAACUUUUAACUUUAGACGGGUAUAAAACAAAAAUCCGCCACAUAAAGCACAUCGAAAUUGGGAAAACCGUCCUUUAGUUCACGCUGCCUUAUAGUCUAAUUUGACAAAUCAGUGCUAAGGUUCUUGUGUUGAGGACUAGCGAGCAGGAAGUGCUGGUAAUAUCUUAACAAUACAGAGACAAAUUCCCUUCGUUUAUUAACGGAUAAUCGGCGUUGUGUACUCUCUUGGCACUGGCAAAGUCAUGUUUGUAUCAGAAGAACAAUGCCCUCUGCUGUGUAUCAUAAAAUACAAUAUACAGUAUAGGUUUUUAAAGUAAAAACCAUAGGCAGUGCAUUGAUGUGAUUCUAACGUUUUACUUCGUAGAAACGAGUCUAUAAAUCAAAUGACAGCUUUUGAAUUUGUUGCGGAUCAAAUCACUAUUAUAUGGUUUGAUACAUUCAAGUAAACACCACCUAAAUCGUAGUUUCUCGUGAUACCGUUCAAACUGUUUCCCAAUUAAAGUGUUUUAAUCUGUGCAUAGCAUUACUUUCCGUGAUUUCAGUUUAACGUUUUACUUCGUAGAAAAGUCCUUCAUACAAAUGAGAGCCAUUGGAGAAAAACUUGCCUAUGAUUGCUGCCUUUAGUGAAGGUCGAUUAAACGUUUUCAGCUGUAGUUGAGUUUGUUGAUGAAAUCACAAGGUCGGAUAUACAAACUGAAAUAAACACCACUUAUAAUGUCGUAGUUUCUCGAAGUACCGUGAGAAGUGGUUCACAAUAUAAUUAGAGUGUUUUAAUCUGUGCAUAGCUUUUCUUGCUAUGAUUCUAAUCCUUUUACUUUGUGGAAGGUCCUUCAUUCAAAGGACUGCCAUUGGUGAAAAACUUUCGCGUGUAUUGCCUACACUGCCUUAAAGUUUUCGGAUGUUGAAUUACUUGAUGAAAUGAUAAGAUUAGAUACAUUCAAAUAAACACCGCUUAACGUAUAAUAAGGUUCAAAGUGGUUCCCAACUGAAGUCUCGGUUUUUAUCUGUGCAUAGCAUUACUAACGUUAAAACCAUCUGUAAACUUAAAGCUAUUACAAGUGAGGUUAAUGGAAAACUUAAUCAAGGUAUAGUUUUUAUCCAGUUUUAUCAUAAUUACAGCUGUACUCUUAAAAUCGCCUAAAAUUGAGCGGUGAACUUGAUUAGAAAAAAAGGAAAAAGUGCGUUCGCAACAGGCUAUGUGAAAAAUAAACGCUCUCUAGUAAUUCCCUUCACAAGCGCAACGCCUCUGCUACUCUCAUAAUGCAGUGGUGCAACAUUGGAAUUUUAUAUUAAUUAUUAGUGGCUGAAUUUGUUUGCUGACGAAGGUCGAUAGAAUUGUCUCUCUAGAUGACAGGUGUGAUAUAUUGAGCUUUAUCUGCUUGUACGAGCAAUGGAAUCCGCAUCGAGAGAUAUUAAUGAUCGUUCUCGGUUCUGUCAUCGCAAGUCAACUAUUGAACUAGAUCCCGUUUUUAGUGAGGGAGUCGCCGGUCACCUUAGCCUUAACUAAAACGUCAAUAUAGCUGACGUUUUUUAAAAAAUGUUCGCAUCAGAAACAACUUCCUUUCCCCAAAAAUAAUAUUUGUGAACAAAUAAAUCAAUUUUGAAAUCAUUAACCGAAUCGUCUUCCUUCCUAUGACGGGGGGUUCGUGAAGGUUUAAUGAUGACAUAAAUUUGUCCUCAAUUUUUCCUCUUCCUUCCAGCAUCACUCACAAUAUCCACCGUUAAAAAUGAAAGCGAGUUUAAAGCGUAUUUAAGAAUUAACAAAUCAUCUGCAGUUUUAUUAAGAUUAAUCCCAUAUUUUUGGAUAAUUAUUUUCAGUUCUUGAUCUUUUUGUUUUUACUUCCUAAUCGACGUUUUUUUUACGGCUUUGGUACAUCCGGACCAUGUUAGUAAUGAGUUUGAAUCCAGUUAGUUCUGAAGGGUACACUAACAAGAGUAUCUAAACAUUCACCAGCUUCCCAACCCGGAAAAAACUGGAUCAUUAAUCAAAACUGACAAUGCCAUUAGGGACCCUAAGAUCCGACGAUGGCGACGGUAACGGGAACGCCACAAAAGCAAUAGGUUUAAUUAGCAAAACAACAAUUUCGCACGUGCAUCACGAUGUACAGAGGAAGUACACAAGCGACGACGAAAUUUCCUCUCUCUUUCUGAACUUGGAUAUGGUUGUUAGGAAUUCAACUUUAGGAGGGUUCGCCUACAUUUGACAAAGUUAGUGACUUAGAGUAAUCAUGAUGAAGAUUGAAGAUCAUUGAAAGAUCGCGAAUUCACUUUUUAGCGACGUUUUCUCUGCCGUCGCCGUCCUCGGAUCGUAAGGUCCUUAAUGUCAUCCUUGUGUCUUUGGCCUUGAGGUCAACUCUGACUCGCAUUAGGAGAGCUCUGUAUCCUGCAAAAUAUAGGCAUUUUCGCUGUGUUAGUUACUGAACCCCUUUUUUCAAUUCUGAAUCUAUUCGUUAAAACUAUAUGACACCACUCCCAGACUUUUGGUAGUCUUUGCACUAGAGCUUAAAUAAGCUAAGAAAUAGUUCAAGACGAGUAAAUUUUAAAUUGUUCAAGUAAAGAAAGCUUCACACACAACCUAUCUUUUUUACUUCAGGUUUACUUUAAGCCUAUUUUCCCACGCAACGUAAUUAAGAUUGAUUGACAUGCUUCGCCUUUCUCAAAGCUUAGAAACCGCGAGUUCGCUAAGUCGGUUCUAAGGAUGGUUUUCAAGUCACUUGAAACUUUCUUAAAUCAUUUCAACUUUCCGACUUUAAUGAGAUGAAAAGUUUGGUUACUUGAGAUUUUACUUAGGCCUUCACAAACGCAUUUUUGGCUGAGUAAAACUUAGCAGCUCUUAAGUCUUACAUAACAGCCUAGUGUAAAGACAACCAUUAUAUCUAAAGUUAUUUUGGAAUCGAAAACAAGUGUUUUGUUGAAGUGACAAGGGGUGCAAACCAUUGACACAAACCACCCGUGUGGAAAUCCUGUGCGUAAACAUAAUAAAACUAUAGAAUUUGACGUGGUUGGAGAACAACCGCUACAAAGUGGAUCCAAUUCAGCUGAACAGACCGAAUAGAGUAGAAAAAUUGCAUCCCCUCAAUUCACAGCCCAUAUUUUCUGAAGCUUCCCAACCUAAACGGAAUAGCGCGAACCAUUUGAUUUUCUAACCGGAAUUUCCGGUUUUCUCAUGUAAUGGUAAGUACCCCAUCAUUUCUUGCAUCCGCUUUAACGAUGGCUGACUCCUCUCGGUCCUGAAUAAGAAUGUGACAUCCACAAAGUAAACUUUAUAGGUUUCUGGAAAAUUUGGCUCCAAGAGGACAGUCAGUAGUAUGUUAAAAAGCGGUCGCUGCUGUUGUUGUGACCUAAUACAAUUGGCCGCCAUUUUCCGAGUUGACCUAGGUCUUAUUUUCAAAAUGAGGUUAAGCCGCGCGAACUCUUUGGUAGGAAAAAAAAUGUUUAUUAUUAUGCAAAUAAUAGUUAUUUUUACAUGACAGGUCUUGAACUUGACACUAUGAGGUUUUGGAAACCGUAAAAUGGACUCUUAGACCUGUCCAGUUUAGAUUUUAUGGAUCACGGUCUGCUAGAAAAGAACAAUCUUGUCUUGGGCAAGGUCAUACAAGGAUUGUAUUGUUCCUUUGUUUCGGAAGAAUAGGUUCUUAACGGGAUAAUUACAUGGACAAUAACCUGUAUACUCUCUUUCUGGGAGUUGAUCCUAAAGUUGUUUUGACGCCGAAGUUAAUGACUUUUUAUAUAUUUAUUCGAGAAUCAAAGUGGUCAUAAAAACGUCCCCCGAAGGGAUGAUUAUACCAAAAUACCAUUCAUAUGCCGUUUCCGGCGAACGCUUGUAUUUUCCCACUCUGGUGCUGUUGGCUCAUUUUUCCUCAAGUGCUAAGAAACCGACUGAAUUUGAGAAAAAGUGUGAUUGGAAAUUUUUAGUCGCUUAAACGCAACACGGCGAUUUAUUGUGAGCUUGUGACGUCAUCAAUGCACGAAAGCAUUAUUCUCGCAGCACCUUAAGAUUUUGUGUCUAAAGACUCAAUAUUUGCUACUCAUUGUUCAGCAACUGACUUUAAAAAGUUACACUGUAAUGUCAACGAUGGAAGACAGUUCUAGGUGCGAACGUAGAAAAUCAAACAAUUGUUGGACGGGAAGCUGUGCAAAUUUACAGGUAAAAAUUAUUUUUUUGAAGCUUGAUGGUAGUGUUUAGUUUUGCCUGUUUGCUGUUUCUCUUCGGCAUUACGGAACUGUGUUAAUUUCUUUCUUGUAGUUAGAUAGCAGACCUGUUUUAGCCUUGUUUUAGCCUGCACUGCAGUGAAGCCAGUGAUCGGUAUUCUCAGCACAAACUAUCUAUGAAAGUGCCCUUUCGUUUACUCAUUGAACGAUAUGAUAGUGUGUGAAGAAAUAGCGAAACAACUGCAAUGAAGGCACACAAAUUAAGGAGAAGAGGUAGAUCGAUUGGAUUGUAUUCCAGAAAGGAACCUUUUAAUUUGGGAAAAUAGUAAAACAAAACAUUGUUUUCUUUUAGAUGUGGCUAAAACUAGAAAUAAUUUGUUUUCGAAAGCAAAAUGCGUGACCGGAAAGCAAGAGCCAGGAAACACAAGUUGCGUGCGCACCAUUCGUGCAGGCUAAGCUGACAAAAAAUUUCGCGUCCGCGAAUGUCCUUUGGUAUAUAAGUUUGAUAAUUUUUUAGUCGAAAGGCUGUAGUUGCAACCCCGGAGAUAUUUUUUCUAAAGAAGAGAUGGAAUAAAAACUUGAGAUCGGUUGAUUAAGCAUAAUUGGAACAGUGUUAUUUCAAUAAGCGCGACGGGCAUAAUUUUCGACUACCCAUGGUAUUGAGUUAAAGAGUUUAAAUGGUUGCGCUCAUGUUGUUUGGGAAAGCCCAGAGCCUUAUUUCCGUUCUGUUUCAAGAAGAACUUCAGUCAUAUGUCAGUACACUGAAGCCAUUUAUACACUUGCCAUCAACCUUUGAUUGAUAAAGUGAGAGACGAUUGUCUUUUGGAGGGUUAGGCUAAUGUGUUCAAGGUCUGUCUUAAGAUUGUGUCUUAGAGAAUCGACAAAGAGUAACGAUUGUUUAGAAUCAUCUCCCGGAAUGCGGCCGUAAGAACGCACCCUUAUUUACGAUAGAAUAAGCAAACAAAGACUCUUCUGUAUAUUGAGACAUCUCCGCCUUUAUUGAUUGGUGUUACAUAAGGUAGCCAUAUUGCCUCAAGGUAUUAAGGUGGAUCCGCAGUUGUUGCGAGGGUAGCUAGUGAUCUAGGACGAACUUUGUCUUUGUCGUCGGCGUUUUCGAUUUCAAUGCGGCGGCUACGAAACUUUGUGAAAACCUGCAUUCAACAGUGAUAUGAAAAAAAUUCAUCCGACAGGUGACAAAUAUUUUUUUUGUGAAAUUAAAGCUUAAGUGGACUCCUCUUUUACAAGAAAAUCGUGUGCUCAAUAUCACGAACGAUUUAGCGCAACAAAAUAUUUUACACUUAUUCAACACUACUGAUCAAGUACACGAUUAUAACACUAGAUCCUCGUCAAGAUGUGAUUUCGAAAUUAAAUUUCCAAGACUAGAUAAACAAGGGAAAUCAUUUUCAAGAUUGGGGGCCAAGAUAUGGAAUUGGAUACCUCCGAGUAUUAGAAAACUCCUAAAGUAUAGUUUUAAAAAGAAAAUACAUGAUUGCUUACUUCAAAUCCAUUCACAGACAGACGACUAUCCUGAUUUAGUAAAAUCCAACAAGUGAUCUGCUAUCAAUGCUGUGUUCUGACUGGUUGAGCUACUACUAGGCUAUAUGUUAUAGCUAGCCCACGGCUGAAUCGCGUUUUGCUAGCUUAAGUUGUUUUGUCUCGAUAUUUUUGACCAACUAGUUGUAUUUUGCUAAAACAAUUAUUCUUCUCGCCCUCGACGGCCUCUGAGUCAAUAGCCCAUUCGGUUUUCGGCCUCAUGGGCUAUAAACUCAAAGCCCAUUCGGGCUCGAGGAAUAAUUGUUAACUACCUACCUUAUUAAGACAAAUGCAACGUAUUCAAAAUCGUCCGUAACUCACCGACUCAUUCUUUGCAAUCAUCUUAAUAGUGUACGUCUUGUAAGUUUCUGAUUUAUAAUCUGUAUUCCAGUUAACCUCAACAUUGUUAAUUCGCGUUUUAAACGUAACUUUUCUUCGGCUCUUUACCAUUUGUAUAAUUAAUAAUCAAUAAAUAAAUAAAUAAUCAAUAAAUAAUCAAUAAAUUACUUUUAUUGACUUUUCAAUUGAAUACAAUUUGGAGUGUUUAGGUGUAUUUUGUUUUAUAUAGACAGACACUGCCCACCUAGACUAGCCUUUGCUAUUUGUGGGCAGUGAGAAAAUAAAAUAGUACAUCUGAAUUAGCCAAUGAAAUGAAACGAAAGUGCAGGGAAAAAUUUUGCUCUUAUUGCUGGCGUAAAUGUGUGUUGUCAUGUUUUCUGAAGUAUAACACGUUUGCCAAAUAAAUUUCAGCCAAGAGAAAUCGUUGGAGCAAACGUCCGCUGCUAGUAAGUCUUUCUGAAUUCAGCUUUGAAAUUUCUUUGGAGUUUGCACCUUUGAGAACUCCAAAACAAUCUAAAAUCUGAGCUCAGAAUGACAUACUAGUUUCGGAAUUUUGCCCUUGGCUAAUCAUUUUUCUGAAAUUUAUUUGGCUUUGGUAUAUUAUCAAUAAAAAUUAACACCAGACCCUUAAGCCAAAAAAGCAAAGUUUUUUACUGGAAGUAAGUGAGGUCUACUUAAGCUCUAAGUCCGUAUAAAAUAUUUAACGCCAGUCAAAUAGAAUUGUUUCGUAUUAUUGCUGAACGAUUGCUACAGAUCUUCUCAAAGUUUAUGUAAGUUUCGUAACCGUUGCUUCGAAACCUAAAAAGGUUUAAAGACAAAGUUCGUCAUCGAUCACUGCGCCUGUAAUAACAACGGAGCCACCCUAAGUACCUUAAGUAAAGCGUAAGAACAUAGUUAAAUGGUGACAGCAAUGGAUGAUAGUCAGUCUUUUGUCUAGGAACAGCCGGUGUGUCUCAUAUUUAAAAAAAAAAACAUAUCACCGGAGGCAAGUUAUCCAGACGAACACUAGAGGCGCCAGCUGAAAUGGGCUGUUGUCACGAAUGUUAUCAAAAUUCUUACAGUAGGAACGGCCAUCAAAUUAAGUGAAACAAAAAUUAUCGCUCAAAACAAGAAAAGAGGGUAUACUAUUCAUAACACAGCAAAAACAAAAAUAGGCACGGAUGGACAAACUUGAAGAAGACUGAAACGGAUUGAAAUUGUGAGUUUUUGAAAACUUGUCAGCUUAAUAGUUUUUAAACAUUUUUGUUGUUUGUAACGUUUGAUGUAGUGCUAGGAGGUAUAUUUGAUAGAGAAGAAACUGCGAUUUUGUUAUUAAUAAGUAAUUUCCUCGUUAAUGUUAAGGUCCAUAACGCAUAAGGAAGCGUAAUUGGCGAUUUUAACAAAAAGGACUAGACAGUCGGUGACACACGACUAUCCUGUCUCGUGAGCUCCUUUAAAUAACAACAUUGAGAGCUUUGGCAAACCAGGUUUAGUUUAUACAGAAAAUAUUAGAGUCCCUACCUUCAGUUGGUUUUGCAGUGUAAGGUAGUUCUGAUGUUUGAUGCUCAAGUUCAACCAUUUAUACGAAUGUUUCUCAGCAGAUUGCUUAUUGCUUACUGAGUGUAUUAUAGACGCACAUUACAAUUAUUUAUAGUAGCCUAGACAAUCGGCUAAGGCUGUUUUUUUUAAAGAAUUCUGACUCGUUUGACAUGUCGGGUAUUCUAUCUCCGUGAUCGUGCAGGUGAUAGCUACUCAUCUCUUGAUGCGCCCGCGGGCAGUACCGCGGGAUCAUCGAUCGAGACACCCAUGGCUUUAGACUGAGUCGUCUACGCAACAGUCUGACUCUUUGUUUUCACAUUCGCUCCUGGCCUAUCCUGUAGCUGUAGAUUUACAUUUGACCUCUUCGCGCAUUUAUGGCCAACGCAAAACAUACAACUCGUGUGGAAUCCACUGUUUUUUUAGCUGUGCUGUCGACCAAAGCCUGCGAAUACAGGCGUUUCUCCUUGCUCCUCGCCGCUAAGGACUGGAGAAAUGUCCCUGGUGGCGAGGAGCUGGGAGAAACGACUGUAUUCGAAGGCUUUGGUCGACCAGUCACAGGAGACCUGGGGUCCACUUUAGUCCCCGAGGUCAAGGUCGAGACCUUGCACUCGGGCAACGGCACUGUGCCCGAAUUUCAGUGUGGGUGAUGGAUAAAUGGGUGUGUUCACAUCAGUGCCCAUAAAGUAGCGCACUCUGGCACCGUGCCCGGAUACCAGGUGUGAACAGCUCGUAUAUCAGUUAUCGGGUUUACAUCUUCUUCAGCUGACCGGUUAAAAUCCGACGAGCUUUAGUGCAAACACGACAACCUAAAAACGCCAACCCGAUUCAAGAUGUCUGUAAUGACUAUUGUCAUCGACCACCGAAAACAUUGAUGUAAUAGUUUACUUGCCCUAGAAGAGCCGAUUGACACAAAAUUUGGCCAUUACUUUUUAGCUGCCAUUUGAUGAAAAAGUGACUAAAUUGGUUUUUCCAGAAUGUUUCAAAACCGUCCUUUUACAGAUAAAAAUGACAAGCUAAUCGCAUUGUCGGUUUUACGGCUUUGCUAUAAUAAUUACUGGAGAAAACGAGUUUGGAUUUGUCAACUUUCUUUUCACAUUUUCCUCGUCUUGAACAGUGAAAAGGUGUUCUUUUGUUCCAGCUGGGCGCGCAUUGAGUUUCUUUUUCUUUGUGCCAAGAAACGAGUCGUAGUACCGCAUAACAAUAGAAGCCAUUUGUGCGUAUAAAAGAUUUCAGCGGACAUGCGGCAACAUUACAUCGCAUUCAAAACUUUUUAAAGACAUCUUUACGUGCUUCAGCUUUCUGCGAACGAACACUAACUUAGUGGCGCAUUUGUGUGGCUUCAAGUCUUCAACAUUUUAGUCCGAUUCAACCUAUGCGAAAGAUCGACUUAACGACUCGGUCGAAGAAACGACCGAAUUUACAUGUUUUAUUGAGAUCUGUUUGUCUGCUCGAAAUGUUUGAAAAAUGCGACAGCUGUCGAGUUUAAUAACAGUUAUGGUGCUUUCCACUACGACUGAAUUCCUUUGAAGUGUUCCCACGAAAUACUGUCUUCCUCGGUAAGUAAAAAAAGAAUUCACGCUUUCGCCAAACCUUCUUGUUACUCUAAAAGUGUGAGCCAAACAAGUUUAAAACUGCUGUGUACGGUCCGCUCAGGUUAUUCUUUUGAUUAGUUUGAGUGGCUAUUAUCAUGGCCCCAAAUUUGUAAACACAAAGUUAACUUAGAUAGUAGUCGGCAAAUGUCAAGUUGUUUGAACUCGAUCACUUGACGUUUAGUUGUUUGGGUUUUAGCGUUUGUUUGUACUUUUGGAUAUCACUCCUUAAUGAAUACUUUUGUCGAUUAUUCAGUGUGAAAAAACUUUUUAUCCUUCAUGUUAGAAUAAAAAGCAAAGAAAAAAAUGCUUAGUUACACAAGGAAAAAUCUCUCUAGCGUAUUUUAGGGUGCACAAAAUAAGAAGUAUCAAAAUGCUUGGAGCUACGAUUCACGCAAGAAUAGCCAGCCUUCCACACUGAGUUGGCCUUGGGGGAGUUCGAAAAAUAUUUCUUUUUUAAGAAAGAACUGAUAGAUCUUAGUGGCGCAAAAAUUAUUUAUUGCGCACUACAUCAUUUCCGUCGUAAAGGCAAGAACUUCUUAGCUUUCCUUCAUUUAUUUGAUGGAGUCAUUAAACUAACUUGCUUUUUUACUUGAUUGUUCUGUUUACCAAAUGCAUUGUUUUGUUUCCGGCCAUAGCGCUUUGACUUUAUCACGAAAUGUAUAAUUGCCCCCUUAGGUAUUCUCGAGUGUUAAUCAAAGUACUUCAUACAAUAUUGCGGUUUUAUUGCGGCAUUCAUCAUUUUAUAGAGUUAUACGGCUCACUAAAAAACAACCUCGUUUACUGUAACGAAAAUGAACUUUAACACUGACCGUCUUAAAUACUGUUCAGCUUGAGAGAUGGAACUCAGGCAAGUGUAAUUUGCAUGUGUAUUAGAGUCUGGAAACAAUAGCUAUCACUUAGAAAUUACAUUUGAAAAAGUUUCAUUAAAAUGACCCCGGAAAAUCUUUUGGGCCAUGUCCACACGAAUGCGGACUGAUUUUUUGAAACCACAUAUUUUUUUAUCCGGAUUCGUGUGCGGCUUCACUUGUGAGGGUUCUCAAUAGGUUUUUCGGGACCCGGCAUUUCCCUUAUUUGAAGCUCGGGAUGCGGGGUUUGAAAGCAAAAUCGGGACGAGUUUCGGGAUUGAAGUAUGCUUGGGAGGUGGGAUGUCAAAUAUAACCCUCGGGAUAACGGGAUUUCACGAAAUUUUGGGUCGGGAUUACGGGAUUGAAGAACCCUAUUGGGGACCCACACUGGUUUCGAGUAGAUGGAAGACCGAUUCGUGUAGAAUUUACAUUUACCAUUUACAUGGAAAAACCGGAAAUAUCCGGUUGGAAAAUCAAAUGGUUGGCGCCAUUCCGUUUGUAGUCUCCUUCGCAGCCCUCUCCAAAAUAACGCUUCUUCCGUUGUUGGCGUUGAGCAUUGCGUGACGAGCAUAAAAACGGUUGCGAAGGAGACUAUUCCGCUUGGGAAGCUUCAGAAAACAUGGGCUUUGACUUUAGGCAAUGCAUUUUUUGCUACUCUUUCGAGUCUGCUCAGAUGAUUUGGAUAGUACUUUGUGGCGGAUUUUUCUCCCACGACGUCAAAUUCUAUAGUUUUAUGUUUUUGCGCAAGAUUUCCAUUCGGGUGGUUUGUUUCAAUAUAUGGUAAGCACCCACUCUGUCUGUUCUCACUUCAGUAAUUUUGCUGGUGUAUAAUUCCAACCAUUCGUAAGCCUACAUUGCAUGUGAGCAAGUCCUUACGAUUACAACGUUUUCUCAUCUCUUCACAGACAUGCGUAUUCAGCCUGGCUGCCACCCUGUGGUCAGCGGCUGACUGGCGGCUGACAGAGGCAGAGAAGCCGUCACUGAGUACCAGGUUCCAAGAGUUGCUGGUAUCUAUGACAGACGAUUGCCCGGACGCUAGGCCAGGCUUAUAUGACGUACUGCAAGUAAGUUGUCCCAACACGAGAAUGGUUCUUUCUGCUUUUUCGAUGUUUUGCUCUUCUAGAUCAAUUAAGGUUUGUGGGAAACUACCCACCUACCCCUCCCCUAAGCUGACAUUAACACUUACUUCUCACUUAGGGCAAAAGGUGGCUUAGGGGAGGGGUAGGUGCACAGUUUCCGAGAAACCUAAAUUGGUCCGCUUUUCUUUUGCUCUUGUUUUGUUCAUGUUUAUAAAUGAAUAACACAAAUAAAGGCAGUUGGCUGCAGUUUUCUAGGGUCUCCCCGAGGAGAUUGUUAAAAUUGGCGACCGAAAAGCGAGUGAAAUAAAGACAAAAUAAAACAAAAACAAACAUAACUAAAAGAUAAAUAUAAAUAAAUAAAAACAAACAUAAAAAAGAUAUAGCCUGUUUUGUGAAAAUCCAACGCUUGAUCAUUCUUGCAAAUGAAUGCUUCUUUAAUUCAUGGAGCUGUAAACAGGUAGUCUAUAGUCUUAAAGUAAGUUAUUGAAAUGAAAGCUACUGAGUGUAGGAGAAGUACUUUCUGCGGUACUGCUUAUUAUGUCUUUCCUUAUAGCCGGCGAUAUUAAAUUCCAUAAAAUUAGAUUCUUAAUUAUCGUCUAAUUCAAAUGGAACAUAACCAGGUUAAGAAUCCCAAUUGGUAGGAAGCGAACCAGCUUGCUAUUUACAAGGGUGACCAAGGAUUUGAACUCGGGACUACAGAGAACAAAUCAGGCGAGCGGUUGGGGCGGGUCUUACUCUCGAGGCUUGUGGAUUACAAGUCCAGCGCUCUAACCGCCCAGCCACGCUGCCUCCACAGAUGGAAUCUAAUUAAUUUAUUAAAUUUUGAUCAUUUAAAUGAAAAUAACUAAGCAGUGUGAUUUUCUGUACUGCUGCUUCAGUAUUGUGCAUUACAACGUAAACACUUUAUUUAGAGAGGGUAACACUAAACAGCUAGAAGCUGAUGAACUUGUGGCCCUCAAAACAUUAGAAAAGAGAAAAUUACAAAAAGUGCAAAUAUCAAAAAACUAUUUCUAUCUAAUGUAAAAAUAUCUGAAAAUCAAUGAAAAUUAUACAUGUAAUUAAAUAUUAACAGCAAGCUAAAUAUAUAAAUGAUUUAGACUAAGCUGUUCAUUAAAAAUUAGAUUAAAUAAACUCUUCUUAAAAGCAGGAAGGGAAUCCUUACGUCUUAAUUCUAAAGAUAAAUUAUUCCACAUUUUGCAAGCUCUAACUAAGAAGGACUUUCCACCCUCUGUCUCGCGUAUAUACUUAGGGCAAACUAAGUUAAAUUUAGCAUACCUUGUAUUUCUGGUAUGAACUUUAAAAAAAAUGUUCGUUUAAAUAACUGGGUAAGGUACUCUGAAUAAGUUUGAAAACUGUAGAGCGAACUGCUUAUCUUAUUUUCUUGUAAGGCUUAUAAAGAGGGUCUUACUUUCGUGUCGAGUCGUUGGGUGAAGUGUGGCCAUUCAAAUGAAGGCUUCUUAGCCCUUUUGCCAUUAAUUGUGAGAGUUUUUUUAUUGUCUUCAAUCCACUUGGUUUACGGUCGGUUAUGAAUGAUAACUAAAGGCUGAAAAGUCAAAAUGAUGUCAAUAAUGCUAGGGCUUAUCUUACUACGUCUCAAUCCGAGAGUGUCUUGGGGAUCUAAACUUAUUUUUGUUUUGCUGUUUCUCGUGUCGAAGUUACAGUAGACUGAUUCACAAUCAAGUCCUCAGUACCCAAACCUUCGAGUGAAUUCGAAGCUUGGGUUGACCUCGUUUGAUGUUAAAACUGGUAAGAACAGCACGGUUUACGAGUAGACUGUGCCAACGACUGAAAAAACGUCAUUAUCACUAUUUAUUUGUGUUUCCAGACAUGCGAAUCAUUACAGACUGGUGGAGAUAUGACGUCACGAGAACGAUGCCAGGCUCUGCUAUGGGAGUACCAGGCCUCCGCAGCCAUGGAUAAUGAGGAUGUAAGUUAACUAUUGAGAACUUGUGAUUUGGAUUAGCAAACAUAUUUUGCCAGUUGGUCCUUUAUUAUAUUUAGGUCCUAUUCUGCGUCGAAGGAGGGAAAAGGCCAGCUGGGGCGAGAACGGGGUGUACAGGUGCUGAACAAACAUCUCUUACAUGGAUCCCCUCCCCCCAGAAAUCAUUCGCCUGCCGCUCCCCUAGGAAGUUUUCCCAGUUUUCCUUUCGAUCGUUAGCGUUUUUUCUUUUGAGGGAGGUGGGGGGCUACGGAUAUACUAGCUAGUAGAAUUAUUGCUAAAAAGUUCUUUCUUUUGUUUUUCGCACAGUGGUAACUUUUUGAAGAGAUUAAAACUCCGGAUUUCCUGUAUUUGAUUGCUCCCACUAAAUUAUUGGACUGUUUUGUUUACUUUUUGAGCUGUCUACAUAUUUUUAAGAGAAACCUUAAGUAAACCAAAACCGAUACGAGGGACCUGCUCAGUGCACGCAGAAAGAGGACAUUGAACAGUACAGAAUUGCUUCAGUCACUCAAAAUCAGACUUCGAAACAUUUAUUAGGUUUUUUUCGAAAGCAAACACAUUCUCUCCGUUUGACGUCCACUGUCAUUAGAUGAUUAACAAUCGAUGAUUUAUUUUCAUUAUUUGGGGCCUGUUAUUGUCAAUAUUUGCGUUUCUCAAGUACUAAUUAACAGUUUAUAUGGUAAUCAAGGUUCAUGAGUUUCUGUAUUUCAUCACCCUUCCAAUAAACGCCACGCAGACAUUCGAUCGAUAUCAGUCUUCAAAAGUCCUUGUCAGAGCUACUGUGAAGUUUUUAAAAUGACACAAUCCAAGAUGGCGGCACCUGUUGCUUUUCAAUCCAACUAUCCUUAUCAUAGUCUACUUAAAAACAGCAUACCACGACAAAUAUGUUUGGUAAGUUUGUUACCUGCUUCUCCGAUCCACCAUACGUUGUUAUGGAAGUACUGAAUACCGACCAACAAUCACAUUUUCUAAAAUUUCCAAUGAGAAACAUUUACAAUUUUAAAGAUUUCGGUAGUGAAAGCAAUAGUAUGUUUCAUGCCGGCACGAGAUGGACAUCUUUAACAUCGUUGUUUGCAUAAACCAUUUCAAUAGGGUUCUUAUGUGAUGUUUUCAAGCUACUUACGAAAUGACUCCUGGUUUGAAACCUUUCACUGUUUUAACCUAGUGAGUUUAUAUUGUCUUGCAAUUCGACUUUUGAACGAGGUUUUUUAAUGUAUUGUUCUCUCCAGGUAGGUGCAACAUUCAAAGGUUGCUUUUCCGGGUGUGAAGUUUAGCAGAACUUUUUUAUUGUACUUGUCAUUUCCCCCUCUUUGAAGAACGGUUCCGGUUGGGGUCGAUCGAUGUUAAGAGAGGGGUUUCACUUGUGUUUCAAGGCCACCAAUAGCCCUGGAAGAUGACAACAGCACUUCUUAGUAGAGCUGGUUAGUUUCCGUUUUUGAGCAACUGCUCCGAGGGCGGAAAUAGAUAUCUAGUACUUUUGAUAUUCGAUGCCUCACUUUGUUUAAUUGUCGCUUUUUUCUCUCAAGGCCACCAAGAGAAAAACGCUAGAAGAAGACAAGAAGCAUCACGACACACUGAUGGGAUCCAUUUCAGUAGCCGCAUCUUUCAAAGGCUUUCUAAAACAGGUAAGUUUUUCAUGAUUCCUCCACUCCGUUAUCAAUAUGAGCGUUCGCGUGGUUUUUGCGUGCACUUGUCGGAGCAUUUGUCAUGGAAAAUGAAGGCUUUAAGUGCCCUAAGAGAUGUUUAUCACUGUGUCACAGAAUGUUCACGAAGAAAUUGCAGCAUUUGAUAUUCAUAUUUAAAGCCGCUUUCUUGUUUUAUUUUGUUUUGUUUGUUUGUUAUGUUUUCAGCAACUUUUCUUCAAAAUGUUUCAUGAACAUGCUUUCCAUAGACACUGGUCUUUUGUUGUGGUUAACCUUUUUUUUUUGCUAAACAUUUUAGUCAAAACAAUUUUUCGAGUGUGUCGCCCGUCAGGCGAAGUUAAUGGCAACAUCAUUUGUCUUCACCCCCUUUAUUUAUCAAGGUAUUAUUAAUGCGUGGACGAUGUCAUAAUUGUGGCUAACAAAUGAUCUUAAUAAAACUCACCUCCUGCAGCCAUUAUGGAGACAUGUUACUGAAACUGAGUUCUAACUUUUAAAUUGCAUUGGUACAUGAAAUUUGACGGUGCGACCAUUCAAAUGAAACCUCUGAUAAUACUUUUACGUGGCAUUAUCUAUUAUGUAUGCUGUAAAGACAUGCUCCAACUUUUGAGUUUAUGAACAAAAUCCUGUGGUAUGACCAUUAACAGCAGAUUCGCGUAAUAGCAUUUGAUUUUUACCGUUUGUCAAAAAUAUGAUUUAUCUUUUUUCAUCUGUCCUUCUCUGUGAAUAAGAGGAUUAAAUAAAAAAGAUUCGUGAACAAAAGUCAGAAAUUGUUUGUGCCCUGAUUCGUUGAAAAUGUUAGAAAUACGAAUGUGUAUACAACAAAUUCUUGAAAGAAGCAAACAAUCAUUUAAAUGUGUACUUGUAGAAAUUUAUUUCACAUGUGUAUUACAUUAGAAGUAGUAAAGAAGAGCUACUGUAUUUUUCUUCACUUUUUUUUCUGUUCUCUCUAACAGCCGAUUCACGUAAUAGCGUUUGAUUUUUUACCGUUUUUCGUGUUACAGUUUUCCAUUAAUGAAGCCUGACCAGGUAUUAAUUUGACUCAGCUUGCAAUUACGUAAAGGCUCCAUCCAGCUAGUCUAACAAGUCUGACUUCUUAAAAGGAAAUCCUUAAUAAUUACAAGCAUUGGGGUGAAAUUAAUUUUGACACCCUUACCGGAAAAUAAAGGUUACGGCUUACGAACUUUCAUUGAAUAACAGAGAAGGAAGAAGGCUAAGAAGGACGUGUAUCACAAGACGGUUGUCAUCUUCAAUGCGAUUACUAAGCGUUUAAUCCAGUUAGUUAAUCGAACGCUAGAUUUUGAUUGUUAGUUUUUGAUCACCGAACCAGAAUUCAAAUGCUUUACCUUUGAUUCUCAAUUCAAGCUGAUUUCCAUACUGUACAACGCUACCGCGCGUUAUGUUCGCGAUUUUUAAAGCUUACUACACAAAUUGGUUUGUGUAGUAAUAAUAAUCCGAGAAUAAAUAAUGAAAAUAAAAAAUGAAACCUACACUCGCAAGCCGGUCAGUGUAGGUUUAUGUUACAGACUAUACGAGUCAUUUCGUUAUACUCAGCCAUAUGAUAAAGCUUUGCCUUUUCCAUUACACUCAAUGAGCUACCGCAGGAGUCUGUUGCGGUUUUUUUAAUCUCAAUCUCAGUGUUGUUACUUAAACAAACUUUUGUGUCUGUGUGACAUUUAUUAACUUCACGUCGCCUACCCCCAUAUUAAAUAAACGCAGUUGGCUAUUUUCUUUUUGUGCAUAAAGCGUUAUUUACUAAAACCGACAGCUGACAGUUUUUUAAAAAUGAAACCUUUAAGCUCUAAGAGUCAUCUGCAUGAAAUUUCUCCUUGUAAUAUCAAUACUUUAUAAAACAGGGUGGUCAUGAGAAUUGAUGUCAUGAUCACAGAAGAUGAAUCUAAUUGAUACUUCAACAAAUUCUCCCCAAUACAUCUGUUGAGAACGUGCAGGGACAACAUAUGAGAAUUUAAGUUUUUGAUAUUAGGGUCGAAAGGGUUGAGUGUUUUAUUUGGCAUGCAGCUGCAGGAAACACUGUGCGCGAUAAUUAAUAUAUCUGAUUCUUUUUCUUACGAAAAACUGUUAGUUUUGCUACACAGUUCCUUUCGGCAAUGUCAAUAUAACAUUUAGUUUUGUUUGUUGGAUUUUACAGCAUCUUUGGAUAAGCUUGUCUAUUCAGCGAAGCAUUAUGUUUUUAUUCAAAUAAGACAACGUGUCAAAAACAUCUUUAAAAGUUUUUCCCUGGGGGCAUUCAGUGGGAUGAAUUUAUACAUUUUCCUUUUAAUUUUUAAAGAAGAGAACAUUUUCUUUUUUUCCUAAGAAAAAAAGAGGAUUUUAUUUUCAAUCGUAAUUUUUCUGAUGGCAUUUUCUGAGUCCUUAAUUUGACGUACCGUUUCCGUGGUUAACAAAAGGUAAGUUUUGAUCUUGAGGCAAAAUUCGUCCUGGAUGCUCUACUUUCGGAUAAUUUCUAAACCGUUUUUGUGAUUGUUUCUUCAGCUUGUCACUCGAUUUUUCUUUUCCAAAAACGAGGAUAGUGUACACUUUGUACGUCAAUUAGAAUUAUCUCAAAUUCAGAUCGCUUUGCGGUCUUGACCAGACGAUCUGCCAUGUUCUUCUCAACCGGUCUUGCAUGAGAUUUUUUUAUCACCUCAUAUUAUUAUAUUAUUUCAAAAAAUAAGUUUAGUUAACAAAGAAAUUGCAAGUAUAUGCGUAUUGGAUAAUACUAAUUCUCUUUCAUUUAGUUGCUCUGAAGUGAUCGUAGGAUAAAAAUUUAUGUUAUUGAUAACCAGAAAUUUAAUAAACAAAUGUACUCCCUAAAUAAACAUUAUCCAGUUAUGGUCACUGCUUUGUCUAAUAGCAGUGUAUCGCGUUUCUGCGUUUAUUUCUCGGGGGCGGGGGCACUCUUUAUUUGAUCUUGAGGGGUAUGUGCAGUGAACAGGAUUUUGUGUCAGGGUCUUGAGUCUUUAACAGGGUAUGCAAUUCUACCAUUUAGUGUUUUGAACAGGGUGAAUCGGAAGAAGCCUUUGAAGGAGUAUGAAGGCUGGCGAUGAGCGGUCUUCCUUUGUGGUACCAACAAUUUUUUACAUAGAAUUUCAUUCCUUGUUGUUUCCAUGAUGUUAGUUUAAAAAAUUACUUAAUUCUGUGUAGAAAACGAAACAUCAGGGUCUUAAAGUAAGGCUACCUAAGGUACAGAAGUGAGCAAUUUUUGUCUUAAGAAGGAUGAGACUUUGAAGGCCUCGGCGGCACAUCUCUACCCAGACUUCACCCAGAGUGCCCCCCGGGGUUCAUUUGCCUUUUUGCACAACUAGAAAGACUGAUUUGCGGGGCUAUCAUUCCCUCAUACGAAUGUUGAAUCGCUGAUUUUAUUUCUUUUGUCUUUGGUCAUGAAGAGGAAGUUAUUUCAGAGAGUAAUUUGUGUCCCUUACUUUUAAUAUGUAUCUGCUUUAAUCCGGAGUUGAAAUCGGCUCUUGCUUUGAUUAAAUGCCUGUUUUUCAUUUAAGUGCAAACAAAGAAUUUUUCGUAUGAAUUGAUCUUGUUCGUGUCUUUUCUUGUAGACGACUAAGCCUGAAGAACGGAAUCCCUUUGUAAAAGCUCAAAACAAUCAGGAACACUCCACUAAAACUGAUGGCAGGCCCGUUGAGAAGUUAUCUUCAAACAGAACAGUUUUCAAAUCCGAAAGAGAAGAGAAGGAAAAAGCUGCAGUGGUUGUGAAUUCACGAGAGUUGAAAUCCACUUCAAACAGCUCAGUAAGUCCUAAUACGGAAAAGAAAACUCCUCUGCUUGACACGUUUGGCAGCGAUAGCGACGAGAAUAACAACACGAAUGACGGAAGAAAUCGCAAACGAGGUUAUUCCCUAACAGAGGACCAGAAAGAACAACUUUUAUCUCUUUUAGCAACAGCUAAACUGAACCAAAAAUCACUGGUGUUGGAGAAUAACGGAGAUACAAGCGAAGAAGCGAAUAGUCAGAAACGAAAGGGAACUGAAGAGCAUCCCAUCAAACCACCCUCUCCGUCAACGUAUGCUUACCCACAGUACGCGCAAACAGAACCUCAGAUGAUGUUUAGUCCUAUAACUCCAGCCGGUCGCUCUGCGUCCCCUAGUGUGCGCUCUGACUCCGGUGACAGCCAAAUACCUGCUGUCCCUAAUUUUGUUCCUAUCGCUGUUCCUAUUCCUAGUGUGACUCCUGUACCGAUGCCCCCUUUUUGGUACAUGCCCCAGGGAGGUAUGAUGCCGUACCCUCAAUCAACAAUGUCCCCAAUGCAUUUUGGACAGAUGGAUACAUCUGUUCCUUCCAAUAUGUCCGUGUCAACAGACAGUGAUGUGAGUGAGGUUUCGGACAUAGACCUUCAGUCUAAAAAUUCAAGUUACAUUAGAGCGGCCAAUUCAAGCUCAUACUCAGACAAAGAGAGAGUGAGGCGUUCAAGUGGUAAUAAGGAAUCCAAGCUUCCCCGCCCUAUAUGGCAAACGCCUAUUAGGAGGAGUAGGGCAACUCCGGUUGAACCACAAGCGAGUUGUAAUUUUCGCCAAAGAAAGACACAGAUUCCUGAUGAAUUCACUGAGCGCAACGAAGAGGUCAAACAAGUUCGCGCACGCACUCCGUCGCCUUCCUUCGGCAGAAAAAGGUCUCCCGUAGCCAAAACACCGGUUCGGUCUCACACACCUCCAGUUUACUGGACCAGAGAUGGGGUAGAUGUGUCAGCGAACAGGAUUUCGAAAAGACAAUCGACCGGUUCUUUCCCAGACUGGCGAUCCUCGAGCUCCUCUAGUUCACCAGAGGUACGUCGCAGAUCUGUCUCAUCCCCAUCCACACCCAGAACUGACAAUCCUGUACAGAGACCAAGAAGCAGCAGUAGCCGACCAUCCAGUCCAGCUGGAUCACGAUCGAAUAGCCCUGUGUCUCUUCUCGUGUCAAAAUUCGAGGAAAUGUCUCAACAGAACUCAGACAACGCACCAAGGGUUCGUUCCGACUCCGUGUCGUCUAUGAUAUCAAAAUUUGGUCAUUCUUCGCUGGUGCCAGAAGAUCGAAUUGUUAAAGGGCAGUUCAAGCCAAACACGUCUGCUCCUGUCCCCCAGUCAGUGUCGAAAACAGGUCCUUUCCGUCCAGCGACUCGUGACGCACCAACAGUCAAUUGUUCUUCGCGUGAAAGAGGCCUUUCGUCGCAUGAAAGGACCAGGGUAAGCGAGUCAUCGGAUGGACACAAAUUGUCAGGUAACAAAAAUUUAGCGGAUCCACGAGACAUGCAUCGCAGUGGCUCAGAUCCCGGAUCCAGGGAAAGCAGAGGAGAAACACCACUCUCAAGAGAGAAUCGGCGUCGACUGUCAUCAUCGCUUGGAAACAUUCGCAAAGCAUGCGAAACCAGUGAUGAAAGAUAUCAGGAUUCCAGAAAACGACUCCUGGAAACUGUAAGGAAAUGGUCAUCUCAAGAAAAUAUCAUGCGAGACAAUAGCUCCGAUGAUCUGAAAAAGGGAGUCCAAGAAUGGUGUAAAACUGGACAGUCUCAAGUGGAUGGAUAUUCUACUAAGAAAGAAAUACAAUAUAAAGAAAUUGGCACAAAUACAAGGAACACGUCUGGGAACUCCUCUUCACGACUGGGACGUCCUCUAAGCAGUGAACUAAACACCGAGCUAAUCAUCAAGUCAAACAUUUCAUCAGAUGGAGUAUCAAAGCCUCUGUGGACCAAAGACGGAAUGACACUAGAUCAUGGCAGAAUCUCAAGUCUUGAUUCGGAGCCAGUCCGUGAGAAAGGGUCUCCUAAGUCAAGACCGAAGGAUAUCUGCAUUCCUCCAGAAAGAGAUCCUUCGAUGCAGUAUUACGGAAUCAAAAGUCCUAAAGACUUCAUUUGGUCUCCGACUUCAGACACGCAGAAGUUUGAGAUACCCGUUGACUUGGCAAUUUUGGAGUCUGCAACACCCUCUGUUUCCAGCCCUCUAAGUUCUGCGUGUGGAUUCGAUGUCUCAUACGGUAGAUGGGACGGAGAAGUUCUUUCGCCUGCUGCCCCACUAAGCCCAGGAUCACUAAAAGAUUUUAAACCCUCCAAUUACUUUACAAGUGUUACGUUUAAAUGUGGGGAGAUGGAACCGGAACGAGAUACAAACAGCUCCCCUACAAGAGCGUCUCGUGGAACUGUUAACUUUGAUUCUGUUUCUAAUAGGAGAGAUCCCAAUCUCAACUAUGUGAGACGAUUGGAGAGGAAAAUUCUUCGUAGCACUGGUGAUAUCGAGGAGGAAGUUUUUAGUUCUAAUUCAGGUUCCAGCGGAGCUCAAAGUGGAACAUCCAAAGAUGAGGUUGCUGUCAGGAGUGCGCAACAACGUUCGUAUUCCGAGACUGAAGGACCUAAGAAAGUGGUAAAAGGCAAUCCAAAUUCUACCAUGAGCAAACAUGUUAAGACUUCCAAUCAUUCUUCAUCUCUAGGUUCUAACAUCGUGUCUACAGGUGAUUCAAAAAACCCAAGAACUCAAACCAGAAAUGAUUUGAUCGUAAGAUCAAGACAUCCAUCUGGCAAUGGACCGCCUAAAAAAGGCAGUAACCCAACAUCUACAAAUACCUCAUCAUCUAGAGCUAAUGAAGAAAAGACGUCGAAUUCAAAACCCUGGAUAUCCACAAGACGAAGUUCUUUACCUUUUUCUCAAGCAAUUAAUCUUUCUCCCAAUGGUGAUGCUUCUGGGAAUCCCAAAAUCACAAAAAGUUCAUCUCAAACCAACUUGUCACCGAACAACCCAAAGAUGAAUCAUGUUCGGAAAUCCUCUUCACAAGCCAAUUUAUCGACUGGUAAAGGUCCCUCAUUAAUUUCCUCAAGCAAGGAACCUGCUUUAAGUCAGGGAAGCGGUAGUGGACUUACAGUUUCCAAUCAUCCAUACUCUAAAGGAACUGAGACCAAAAGUAAGAGUUCAACGACUCCAGGCAAGCCAAGCAUUUCCCACCCAUCCCACGAUGCGCACGUUUCAAAGGAGCCUUCCAAAGAAAGGAACAGUGGCUCUUCCAGUGUGAACACUCGAACGGUCAAAACCAACGUAAACUCUGUCGCAUCUAGAAAUUCAGACUCCGGUGCCGUCAGAUACCCUUACACUCGUAGAGGAAGCACGCCUUCAAAAGGUAAUUCUACCAUUAAACCACCCGCCCAGAAAUCAGCCAGUAAUCCUGCUUCACCGCUUGAUCCAAAAGACAAAAAUGUAACUUUUGAGUUUUUUAGACCAUCAAACGCUAACUCCUCUUACAAAUCUAAUCGAUUAGUAAGCUCUGUUAGCCCUAACAAUGAACAGGCGAAACAAAAAUCUAAACAAAAGGCAAAGCAGAAAACUCCGAGCAGAGAAGGCAGCAGUACUGGAUCCUCUGGAGUUGAGAGUAGUCCGUUGACAUCCCCCUCUGGAAGCUUUUCAAAGCCAAACACAAAUUUUUUGUCCCCUUCAAGUGGUCAAUCCCCUGAACGACAGGUUGGCCCUGAAGAUUCUGGCAUCUUUUACCUCCCUUCCUCAAGCGAAACUUUAGCUAAAGACAAGUCAUCUUCAUCCAAGGUCACUACGAAGCGAUUUCCCAGCAAUUCCUCGACUGAUAGUGGGCUGAACAUGUCAGACUAUGAAGAAACUCGAAAAGGGACAGGAAGUCGAAUUGUAAAUAAAACCAAUUAUGUGUCGUCCCCUCCUACUUCUCCUACUUCCUUCUCUCCAUUGCAUUCACCGACAUCUCCAAAGUUUCCUAUAAGUUCAGGCUUUUUUUACUACCCAAAAGACGAACAAACUACUUCAUCUCGAAAGUGCUCUGAUGAGAAUAAAGAACUAACAGCCUUGACAAAUUUGUCUUCAUCUUCAAAACAAGGCGACGUUUCAGUUCAAAGUAGAAAAUCGUCGGCAAAGUCUAACGAAUCUACAAACAAGACUUUACGAAAUGAUAGCGACAAAAUGAAGAACGGUAAAGGCGGAGUAUUUAAAACUCAGGAUAAAAUCACGCUAGAUAAAAGUGAAAAACUUAACAGCCUUUCGGAAAAACCUAAAGACGAGACUGUAGUCCUAAAAGCAGCUGCACUCACGCAAAUUGUGAGGUCCAGUUCUAAGGACAGGUCAGCUUCUUCGACACCUCCCCCUGACAUUUUAGGAAGACCUUCCUGCAAGAGUCCUUCACCUUCGUCCCGAGUUGAUUCCAAGGAAUUGCUUGGCCAGCUAGUAAAGAAGGUUCUCAAUUCCGCCGCGGCUAAGCAAAGUUCAUCUCCAAAAGCGUCCUUCGCUGAGUCGACGUCCUCUUCGCCGAGGACUAGUGACAAGGAAAAGCGUGCAGCAGAGGCUAAAUUGUUCUUUUUGCCUGAAGAGACUCUUGAUGGGGAAGUAAAAGAAAAAACAAAUCAACAAGGGAAGAGUCAGAAGAGCGAAAGAUCGAGGAGUGAACAAAAGACGGUAAAUGUUGAUAACACUUCCAAGAAAAAGGAGCAAAUACUGAAAGUGUCGCAGCAUCCUGCCCCUACAGGAAACGGAGAAAAUGCCAGUGUUCAAUCACAGCCUGUAGUCUUGAAUGAAGGGGAAAUAACCCCCAACAGCGCCUCUAAGGUUGAGGUAAGCCAGGUAAUUGUUCAGACUUUCAUUCCACAUUAUUUUGAUUCGUUUACACUCCAACCUCAUUAAUGUGCAUUUCAGAGGUGUCCAUAUUAUGGAAACAGGAGUUGUUUGCAGGUGCCCCUUAGGAGAGUUUUGACUGAGUUUCUUUUUUUCCUAUUGACGAUAUAUUUGGCGCAUAGUAAGUUAAGAUAUUACAGAGUUAAUUUUGCUUCGUAAUGAUUAGGAUUGCCACCAACUUUGUUAUGUUCGUGUAGGUCAUCUUUCCUGACGGAUAUUGGUCAACUUUGUCCAGGUGGCCCCUGUUACAGUAGUUACACUGUAAAGAAAUUCAGUUACUGAUUAUAUUUUUAAUCGAGUGAUAAUUGUUCUAAAUCCAUUCAAAUUUGAAGCAGUAGCUUUUCUGUCUGGUUAACAGGAGCAGUUAAGCUCAUCAGAGGGGAAGGAUGCUCUUUCCAAGAUUAUCGAUAUGAUACAUGACGAGUUUGCGUUUGACGGUUACUUGGAUGAUGGAGUGGAAGACGUCAAUAUGGGUGAGAACUGCCUCUCUUUCCUUUUUCAAAUAUCACACUACUUAAGGUUAUUCCAGGCCUCAGCGUUUCCCCGCGAAAUGACGCCUGAGGAACGGUGACGUGUACUGAUCAGAUGACGUGUCACUUUCCACAUCUGGAUACUUCUUCUCAUUGGUCGUGUAACAAGGGAGCUCUGCUUUAACCGUUCAGCAGUUAAACCCAGAUCUAGGAAGUGACACGUUCGUUUAUCAGACGUCAUUGCGCGGGGAAACCAGUGCGAGUGGAGUCACGAAAUGUCGCGGGCUGUUUUCUCAUGUUUGGUUAUUUCUUAUUAGUACAGAUUGCAUUUCUUAUCUUCAUUCUCACCUAAAAGAGUGUGGCGGAGUAGCAACUUUCUUUCCCUAGAAAAGACAUAGACUGAUUCCCAGUGCAGAAAAAGAAACAAACGUCGGAAAAUUAACGUAUUCAAAGCAAGUGCUCGUAAAUAUAUCCGUGUUUGCGAUACAUAUGUUGCUCGUCCCAUAAGAAGUUCGUGGUCGUCGGUCGGGUCUGAAAAUAUUUUCAACGUUUUUUCUCCUUUAAAUUGCAUGGGAGAAAUCUUAAAACAUCGAAUCUAGGCUUAUCCUUUUAGUGUUCUUUUAGUGAUAAAAUAACUGCCCUUUAUUUUGUCAUGAAGCGAAGGUCAUACUGUGUGGCGCUAACUUUUUGCGGGUUCUAAAAUUGAGGUUGAGGUUGUUUUGCACGAUCCGCAAAAAAUGUUCCUGCUAAAAUAUUCUCAACAAUCUGCAAUAAUGUACUCAACUCAAAUAGAAUACUGGUUUGAAAAGGAAAUUGUCAAAGAUAUUCCGGGGAGUCAUGGCGUAUCAAGUGGUGGAACGGUUAUUGAUCAAUUGCCGAAGCAAUUAAAAACGACCAUGCUAUGACUUGUAUUUCGAAUUAAUGUUGUUUGAUCAAAACACGAAAGUGUUGUAACCCUAACUGAACCCGACGUCCCUAAAGUUGCAAAUAAUAACUAAUUUAUUUUUUGUUAUUGAAAAACGUUUUCUUGCCGCUUUCAUUCGCGUAGUUGACCUGCUUACAGCGACGCGAGCGACUCCGCAAACACCAAAAUCCAUACCGCCAAAAAAUCUCUGCUCGUAGAGUAGGUACGACAGCGAGAAAACAACCUGUCUAUUUUUCCAAUCACAGAAAUAAGUUCCCUCAAAAUACAAAAAAUCGGCGAUGCACAAAAUUGAACCACAGCAAAAAUUUUCUGCCACACGAUAGUGUUGUUCCUCUGUAGUUGCCUCCCCGCUUUGUUAAAAAAUCGUUUGGGAUAAUCACGUUAUUGCACUCGUUCCCAGUUUAUUUGCGUCAUGAUGAAGUACACUAAAAUAAAACGAACAAGUUUUGCCUUCACAAGGAGGACCUAACCAGGACAAGACUUAGCAGGUUUCUUCAUUCACGUGAGCAGAUUUUUAGAUUGAAAAGUUGUCCUCUGUCGACGAAAACUACCUUGUGUAAUGCUUCCUAAAUCUGUAGCGAAUUGCUCAAAGAAAAACCAAUAGUUCUCAUGAAAUGUGCGAACCGCUUUUAUUGAGCAAUUUUCUUAUUAUCUUAUUUGCUCUUCGCAUUAUGUAUGCCACACACCUAGGUGCAGUAAAAUUUCUUGAAAACCUCUCAGAGCGUGUUAAAAAAAAAAAAAUCACCUUUCCUUACUUUAUGCGCUUUUAAAUCCGGAACUUGUUUUUAUGCGUAGAACGUGCGUUUUUAUUUAGAACCUUUUUGACAAAAGAGUGUUUCAAGCCUCAUUCUUAAUUAGUCCUCCUAAAAUCGCUUACAAUAAAAGAAAGCAAUUAAAGACAAUUCGACAUACAUGCAUUCAAUGAACUCGAGAUUAAUUUGUGUGCGCCCUCGUACACCUUUUCCUCUUAAAUUGUUCGCCAAGAAAAUUGCGGGAAAGAAAACGUCACGGCUCGGCAUUUUCUAUGUUUGCGCAACGGAUGGUUCUUGAAUAUGACCGGUAGAGAACUUUUAUAAGUCCUGAAAAACAUGUCAACCUAACGAUGAAAACGUCCUAAAAGGUGCACUUUUGUUCUCUAUUCCAUCUUAAUUGGUAAUGGCUGGUCGUACGGAAUAACUUUCAUGUUUUUACUGCUUAUUUAAUGCCGACUAGUGGUGCUGAAUAUCUUUUAUGAUUUUAUUAGCUUAGUUAAUGCUAAGUCGUUCAUCUUCAAUUUUCCCUCUUACAAAAUCAUCGUGUUUCGAGAAACUCUCACAAGGUAAAAAAAAGAUCAUAAAAAGUUUAAAAAAAAACAACGACAACAAUCAGCCAGCAUUUUUAGAGAAUGUUAUCCCAGGAGACAUACACCGAAUUGCGCUUUCACAAAGGACAUAACAGUGUUUGACGUAAGUAAAUUGGUACUAAGAUCACAAUUAAACUAUUGAGUAAACUUAAACAAUAUUGGCAAUUGGAUUUCUUUGUGUUUUUCUUUGAGAGAUGGAGACGCGAAUGUUGUUUGACACUAUAGUUGUAAAAUAUCGAGAUUGCAUGCAUUGAAUAGUCUUGAUAAGUCAGUCCACUGUGAAAGUGCCCGUUGGUCGAAGUGAACAUGUCGUGGCCUAAUAUUUCUGCGUAACUCAGGCUAACAUUGGAUUUACAUUGUAAAUUGUAUUGCGGACAUCGGAAGGGCAAGCUUCAACAAUUGAAAAAAAAAACGUGCUCAACUUUGGAUUUGAAAUGGGAGCCCGCACCAUCGAUACAGAUGAGCUGGGUUAGUAUACAUAGGACCAGUCAACAUUCAUGUUCAGGUAUCGCACUGUCUGCGAUAGGUCGGAAAAGGGCUCAAGGUUUAAUUAUCUGGUCAUACGCGAAAUUCGCGGUGAAUACCACAACGAUCGUUUCGAUUAUACGCGUUGAUGUUCGCUCACGGCAUGGUCUUUCAAAUUAUAUUCUUAUAAGAUUUAAAACUUGAAAAACUUAAGUUUUGUAAAUUUGUUCGCAGAGCGAUGGAAGAGUUUUUGUCCACGGCAGAAUCGUUCAAAAAAAUCCGUGCCAUAUUAAUAAUUGGCGUCUCACAACAGUCAAUUAUUCGUUCAAGCAGAAAUUAAGCUUACUAAGCCUAAGGUGAAACCUUGCUAUAUAUUUGUCGUAAAAAUUGUACCUGAAUUGAUAACAUUUAAGUAUUGUGUGUGUGUUUUCUUAUUCUCUAGCUGAAUAUGUGAUGUCACUGUCUGGUAUGAGUGAGGAUAAUUUUAAAGAGGCGGUCACAGAUCAGUAUAGCGACUUAUACUGGGACGAAGAUCUUCUUCACGAAAUGUACGAAGUGGUUACGGGCGGACAGAAAAUUCGGAGGUGAGUUCCUUUUAAACACACUAACUCAGUGUUAAGUCUUGCAUUGAGCUCGGCUAACAAACAAUACAGUCACUUGUCUGACCCUCGAACCCAUCUAAUGUACAAACUUUACGAAUCACUGCCGAUUGGUUUGAAAUAUUAGGCAAAUAAAUGGCAAAGAGGGCUCUUUUAGACAAAAGUCAUACGAGUUUGUUUAAUUUUUGGUCGUACGCGCGCCGUAGUUUGUAAUCGUACUCCCGCUGACGGAACUCUUUAAAUUAUUAAAACAAGCCGCUGUCUGUCCUAAACAGUGCUGAAAUUGAGUGACCGUUUUCCGAAAGUCCUCCUUAAUACCGAGCCCAGAAAGCUGCUUUUGCAUUCAAUGAAUCGAGUUUUCAGUAGUUUUUGAAAGUAAUGUAUUAUAAUUGAGAGUAUCAUUUAACAUGCAGAACAACACUUAAACAAGACUUUAAUAAACUAAUUGGGAUGUAGGAGCAGCACUACCAUUCUUUAGAUUAUUGAUUGACAAUAAGGCUUUGGGGCCGUAGAGUGAAAGGUACUUUUUAGAAAGGGAUUCCAUUGGUCCAACAUACAUCUCACGUAAAUUUCAAUUUAUUGCCUGCAAUAUUUUACAGAGGGCGAAGAGGAGCAAAGCUUUCCCUCGCCUUUCAUCACGCAUAUCUCCGCUGCUUCUUACGCUUCUGGAAACACAAGAAAACUAUCGUCUCAUUUAACACCCCGUUUAUAGGGGUCCGAACAAAUUUUUGAACGGACAAAAACUUGCACGGAUCCGCCUUUCGUCUACGGGACCCGCGGAACCUUGCAAGUUUUUUACCUCAGGGUCAGAAGUAGGUCAAAAUUUUGACCGGUACGGUUCCGCUUUUACGCGCACUCCUGUAAACACCUAAACCAUGCACGUUUUUGGACAGUUUGCGCGGAGGUAAAGGCCUGGAGCCUAGUUAUAACGCGCCUUUGAUAAAAACGCCAUUCCAUUACUGACACUGGCAAAAAUUUGUACGGACUGGUGUUAACAAUACUGUAACAGAAAUUGAACAGUGAGUUAUUGCACAGGCCAAAAAAUUCUUCCGUUCACUAAAAGCCGAACAUAAUACAUUGAAUUAGGUUCAUGAAAAGUUCGGCGUCUGAAUCAAUUAGGAACGCCUGUUUCAAUUUGGAACGGCGCAGCCGUUCUUCCCAUCCAGCCCUGUCGGGAAUUUCGACUUUGGAUCGACUUUGGACGGCUUUGAUUCAGACGCCGAACUUUUCUUGUACCGAACCUAAUGCAUAAAUUAUUAUAACGUAUUUUGUAAGCAGAUUGACCGAAAUGAGCAUUUUCCUCCUUAUUAAUUUAGUUCGGCUGGAAUAAUAAGAUCGGCGUCUGAAACAAUUCUGUCGGUCUAAAUAAUCUGGGUUGGCCUUAAUUUGAAUUAGGUUCGGCUCAUAGAAGUUCGGCGUCUGAGCCGGGCCUAAAUUUACUGUUGCGGACGUGAUCGCAUGGACCUUUUUAAGUGACAAAAUAUACAUUAUAACUUUUCCUUCUCUUCUUUUCAGAACAACCUUGCAGUUCUCUGAGAGCACCAUCAGUGACAAUAGCCCUCCGGAAUCUGUUAAUUUGUCACGCGAGGAAUCGUACCUCAGUUUAGAACCUUUAUAUUUCAACUCGAUCUCCCGAAGCAGCAGUGAAAGGAGCGGGACUGGAAUGCGGGACGUGCUGGUGUCACCGUGCUCGUUUUUGUCACCGCUUCAUGAGUUACUUACGCCGAUUUUUGAAGAUUAUCAUAGAGUUUUUCGCCGUUCGAUUAAAAGUUUAUUUUUGCACCGGAAAUGGUAACAGACAUUCAUUUUCACUUUUACCGUUCGAUUGUUAAAAAGGAUUUGAAAAAUACGCCGAUUUUUUUCACACACUCCUAGAAGAUUAUCAUCACCAACUCGUGCGAAAAUCCCGUGUUAUGGUUUUCAAAUCCUGGUCGACGAACGGUCGAAAUGAGAAUGAUAUCUAAAAAUCCGUGGAGCCAUGAUGUAAAAUAUAAAUCGAAUCGAACGCACCCGCCAAAGGACAUAUAACCAAAAAGAUAUGUUCUCUAUAACGAGGUUUUGUUAUAAAUCGAGGUUCUUUACCUUAUCUGGAUGAAGAAUAGAGAAAUUAAGAUUCACGUUUACCGCAAACGGCAAGCGUCAGACUCAAGUUGAGAAUUUCUCAGAAUAGAAAAUAAGCAGAUAAAAACAGUACCGAACGAUUCCUAUGAUUAAAACUGGCAUAAUACUACUUAUUUUUGUGUAGAACCAAUAAAGAGUAAACAGAAAAUAAGGGGGAAACUUGGUCGCGUGGUACAAAUUUACAUCUGCCGUUUGGCGUAACCGUGAAUCUUAAUCUCUCUAAUAUCGUUUGUUGAACCGAGAACUUCGUUAUAUUGAGGUUCCACUGUACAAUCGUUUACCCUAUAUUCUUGCUUGAGUUUUUUCCCAUGUUAAGACAAAAACGCCUAAUUCGAUAAUAAAAUUGCCAAUUACUUUUCGUAAUAGGAGUACCUGUUUAAAGUUUUCUGAACGCAUGAAAAUUAACAUUGCGUUUGAUUUCUAGCUACAGUUUGUUAUUUCUUUUCUUUUUUGAUUACCUUGCGUAAUCACAUGACGAAAUGUCCAACGUGAAUAACACAACAAUGAAACUUUGAUUUUUUUUCUCACCGUAGGGAAUCAAACUGGCAUCGACUGUGGAAGAUUUGUCGGAUAAAUUAGGAACUAAGAUUAUGGUAAGAUGUUUAUAACGUGGUCCUUUUCACGGCUGGUGAAAGACAUUUUGCAACGUUUAUUGAGCAAAAGAAUCCUUUAUAUCCAACAUUAAAUGCAAACUCCUCUAAGUUCUCUAUCUCUCUUGGCAUUAAAAUAAAUAUAAAUUAUGUUAGAAGAAAUGAAAACAAAUAAGCACGAAGAUCAUUGAUUAAAUGAAGUAUUUCAUUGAAUAUCUGUGGAACAUUACCGAAACACGAUAAAUGCCUUCUUGGUAAUGUUCGCUAGUAACUCAUUAGUGACCAACAUCAAUUUUCUCCUAACAAUAUCCAAAUGUUACCAAGAGAAAUGGUUAGGAGAGUUAAUAAAAUGGUCACUAAAGCGAAAAUGCUCUGAUCUGUUAACAAAUUCUCUCAACUAAUUCUUUAAAGAAAUGUGUAUGUAGAUCAGUUUGGAGAAUUUAUAUAUGGAUAUUGGGGCUUAACGGGAUACGGCUGGAACUAAGCUUCUAUAAAUCACAAACAGAAAAACGAUUUUUCUCGACCUGUUUGCGGGCGACCAGAGGAGCCCUGUAAUCCUAAUCUCCAGGUUGCUAUUACGCAUGCUUGGCACAUAUGUAGCCAGCUUAGUUUGGAAUUCCAUUAAGAAUGAAUGGAAGGCACAAAACGCCGAAGCAAAUGCAAUAUGAUCACGCGUGUUUCGACCAUCCAUCACGUGAAACUUACGCAAAGCACAGCGUUUGAGCAGGAGCGUUUUGAGCUUCCAUCGUUGUUGCCUACACUCUGUAACCUUUGGUUAUUACUAGUAUUAUGCCAUUCAUUAAGACGUCAUAUCUAACUUGGCGUUUAUUGCUUUUCUUAGGAAAUCUCUCAACAGCUGAUGUUGGAACGAAGAGCCAAGAAAAAAAGUAUGAAUUCCUACAAUAAAAUGGCUGAUGUUGAUAAUAAGAAAGGUAAAGAUUUUCUUUCCAUGCAUUUCUUCUCAUUAAUCCAAGUUACAGACGAUAACAUGUAAACGUGCAGCGAUACGAAUGUCUCCGAUAAUCUUCGGGAAAUUUCCAAGGCUUUUCUGAGACUUAAAUGGAGUCCGUAGCUUUCCUGAGUAAGAUAGAGGUCUUUUACAAUGACGGACCAACGAACCUCUACACCACCUUCUUAAACACCCCAUGAACCGUCGAAAACGAAAUUUUGAACGCAUCUUAACUCUUUAACAGCGUUAGCUUGGGCUGAAAAAUGUUUUCCUUUUCCACCCGUGCCAUUCCCGGAAGUGCACAAAACCGGAAGCAAUGAAACACUUAUCUUUUUAUCUUAAAGAUGUGAAAGAUCUGGCGUCUAAAUUAGUUAACGAGAUAGAAGAGAGCGACAAGAAGAUUGUUUACUUAAAACACGUGCAACGGCAAUUACGGGUAGGUUAAACAAGGACUUUAUAGCCUAACUGAUUGUUUUGUAACUUCAUUAUCUAUGGAUGUUGAUAAUGUUUUGCUAGCGUACGUUAUGUCUUCACUUUUUUUAAUGUCUUUUUGUUUAGAAUGUUUAUGCCGAGCGCUUUGGGAUGGAUACGUCCCUGCUUUAUGCGUUUGUCGUGAGGUAAGAAUAAACGAAAUGAUGUUUGAAUUUAAACCAAAAAGCUUUGUCACGUGGCUUGGAGUUAGGACGUCUAGUUUAUGUACUGUCCUCGGAAUGCCGUAUACGGCACUACUAGAACAAGAAAUGCUCUUCUUCAAUUUCAAGAGUGUUCAAAAACACUUGAACUAAUUCAUAAAGAAAUACGAAGAAAACUUAUGUGUCUCUAAAUCUGAUAAAACACGGCGGAGUUUUUAGCUUUAGUUUUUUGUGGGAAAAUGAUCCGAAAACCACGGAUUACCGUACAUUGCCGUUUAUAAGCCCUGGGCUUAUACUUCUUCGUAAGGCAUUUUAGAAAGGUUUAUGAACGGAGGAGCUUAAAUCUGAGGGCGCUUAUGAUCAGAAUAGAGGGUUUAAGCUUCACGUAUACGGCAAACGUCAGAUUCAAGUUGAGAAUUUCUCAACAAAGAAAAUGAGCAGAUAAAAACAGCUCAGAAAAUUCAUAUGGAUAAAAAAUUGCGUAAAACUACUUAUUCAUGUAUAGAAAUGAUGAAUACUAGGCGACAAGCCAAGGGGAAACUUAGUCACGUGGUAAGCUUUUCUAAAUUAUAACACAGGAUAUUCCGAGAGGUUUUUGCUAGAAGUAGAAACAAAAUCGCUUUCAAGAGCACUCGCGAUGGCGUGUGCUGUCCAAUUACUUAGGUAUGACGCGUACUGUCCUAUUACACCGUACCAUUAUUUCUGAAAUUAGGACAUUUGAUAGCCAAUCUGAUUUGAGAAUUUUUUAUCGUUAUAAUUAAACAUGGAAUAGACAACCGUAUAAUAUUCGCUUAAGAUUUUUCUGCCCUGGAGACGAAUUUGUUAGUCGAAAACUUUCGCUUUCAUUUUUUCUUUUGAAAGUAGACAUUAUUUUAACCGCAGCAGUUUUAUAAGCUACAGGCGCCGGUGUACUUAAAGCCCUGCCAAAAAAUGUUUGAAACGAAAAGUAUUUUUAAAUAAUUAACUAUUUUUCUAUUUCUUUGCAGCUACAACAAAUCAUGUGUCACGCUAGACCCGGAGUUCAACAACUCCUUGUUAAAUUUCUCUCCAAUAUGGAAUCAACGGGCGAAUGAAAGCGCUGAUAUCGUCGAUGAGUCUUUCAUCGGCCCCUCACUUCAAUCAGGAUCGAAACUCGGAUUAUUCUCCUAUCUGUUUGACAGGUGCAUAAAUUUGACUUUUACUUUUGCGUCUAACCAGGAGCCCAUAACCAUGAGGGAGCAAAUCCCCUGUGUUAGUGUUAGUGAGUUUUCACGAACCGAUUUAUUUUUAGUUCAGUAGUUGGACACGUGAUCAACUUUCUGUUUACAGGAGAACAGGUCGCUUUUGGAAAAUUCUGUUAGCAGGAACUGACAAAGCGUAUUAAGAUUAGGUAACCUGUAAAUUUUCAGCCAUAUAUCUCCAUAUUAGGGAUUGCAUCAGCCGCCGAAAAUUAAAAGGAUUUGCAUGGGAAAAACAACUUUUGACAACACUUCACACUUAAAACUAACACUUCCAAAUUCCAAUUCGAUCUGGAACGCACGGACACGUUUAAACGAGUUCAUAUGAACUCUUAAGUGCUUCGUGGGUAAACAAGCAAUUUACUUUUUUUUUUGGCCACCCAGUCACGCUUGAGUGGUUUUCCAUACAAAUCCUUGUAGGAAGUUAGAAAUUUUCAAACUGAUUAAAAGAUUUUCUUAAGCAUACCGUGGAACAAAGUUUCUUUUUUCGUAACAGACAAUUUGAGGCCUUAAAUGCGUAAGGGAAAGAUUUAACGACAGUUUGAAAAUUUACUAUGCUCUUUCAGUUCUGGCAAGCAAAAUUUUCCAAAAGCAACCUGUUUUCGUUUUUGAAGAUAAUUGAUCACGUGAUCAACCACUGCAAAAGGCCUAUUCAGACCAAUUACAGGCGUCAAUACUUAAUCAUUAAUGCCAUCAAAACGAAACCAAAAUGGUGGACAGAAGUGUGGUCGAACCAUCUGAUUCCUCCGAUAAUUGAAGUGCCGUUUCGAGCAAAGAUUUUGAAAGCUUUAUUAGCUCAUAAGACAAUGUAAAAGACGAUGAGGCGGAAAUCGAACAAGGUAGUGUGGUUCCUCUCCCUUCGUUUCGUAAAAGGAAAAAACAGGCGUCGCCCUUUAUCUCCAGCUACACCAUUCAAGACAAAAGACGUAUUCUCACCCAAGAAGAAAGACUUAUUUUAUAAUGACAUCAAAGGUAUCAACAACAGUGCUGUCGUUUAACUUAUGAGGUCUAAUUUAUGAUAUAAUGACACUUUUUUUAGUCAAUUUAGCAUUCAUAUAUAUUUAUCUUUUACAAUUUGUUCAUGAGAAUAGUGCCUUUAGGGCACAUGCAAAUUGAAAUUACACUAGUCCCUUUGGUUAUAAAACCUUUGGUUAAUUUUCUGGGUCAGAGUAUAAACAUUAGCUGCUUAACCUUGUGAAAAUCAUUCCAGUCGAUAAGAAAGUGGAUGAUUCAACUACUUUUGUCAUCACUUUUGUCCGAUUUUCUUCUCAUUUCAGACACGCAAUGAGCCAGGCCUACGUGCGUUAUUUUUUGUGCACAUACCGUUACAUUGCAACAGCGCAAGAGCUGUUCUCCUUCAUCAGAGAAAAAUGUUCGGCUUCUCUCAGGUGAGCUUGUUAAAAGUAGAGUUUGAAUCAAUCGAGGAUUUGGGAUGUCUAUGGUUGUUUACCAUUUACAAAAAGUUACGGAAAAUCUAGUUGGAAGUAUGUGGAACAUGACUUUUUGAGUCUUUCCGGCGGAAAAUUUCUGGGAGUAACGGAACAUCUGAAAAAGCAGUCCUGUUUUUCCGGAUGGAAUGCUCCAAACGGAAAUUCGUAUUCCAUUUCUUCAAAUUUCCAUUUCCUCUUCGUAUUCCAUUUCUGAUACAAUAUUAAGGCCUUCGUGGUCGUUUUUCGGUAAUUGGAUCUUAUUUGAACAAAUGUUAAACGCAAGGAACAGUGCAAGAAAGGAGAAGAAGAGGCCGACAAAAGAAGCGUUGGGAGAAUAACAUCUCUGAGUGGACAGGGUUGAAGUUUUGCGACACCCUAAGAAAAUCUGAAAACAAAAUGCUAAUCAAAUGGAGGGAAAGGGUUGCGAGGUCCGUGGCGCCCCAACGGUCACCAUGACUAAGUGAUAGGUGCAGGUACAGGUACAGGUGCAGGUGCAAACGCGAUUCCGGGACGAAAUUUACCAGUCCUGAAUUUUGCUUUCCCUUUACCCAAACCGUGACCCGACCGGUUUGCACUGUAUGUAAAUGGUAAACAACCUAUGGGUCCGAACCCCCCUUUCUUAACGAAGCGGCCAGCUUAACGUCAUCCAAACUCUGAGAUAAGGGUGGGCUUGGUCUCAAAUAAUUUUUUUUUGGAUCUUCGGGCCUCAGUUUGGUCUAAAAAUAGGGGGAGAGGGAGGGUCGGCCUCUCCUGGAUCCGGCACUGGACAAUAUUAAGGAAACCUAUUAAACAAUCAUUUUCCAUAAAAAAAAAGUUGCCUAUAUCAGCCAUCAUGGACGUACGUCCCUCUUGUGAACUACCUGAAAGGUAGUGGAGGCAUCGAUCCGAACUGCCUGGGUUGUAAUUUCAAUUUUCCCCCAAAAAUAAAACCAGCAAAAAAAUGCGAAGAAAAAGUUGCAGUUUGAUUCAGUUGAUACCCAUUCCACAACACAGUCAUUAGCUUUCCUAGUUUUUGCAACAUCAAGAAACAGCCGAAAAAGCCCCGGUUAAAUUUUUUUUUAGUUAUUUCGUAGUAACAAAAGCAACUGGUCGUUUAAUAAAAACGACUAGGAAUGAUGUUUCGAGCUAUGUCGAAAACAGCUUGCCGAAUAUGUCUGAUCUUCCAACAAUAGAUCACAGGGUUAAGAGACGAAUUGAGAAAUAUGAGCGUCAUUGCGUAACACAACAAGUCUGACAAUACGGUAGAUUCAAUAUAGACCACGGAAGCAACAUGGAUACAGAAAAAUGGCACGUAACAAAUCAAAAACAAGAUAUAUACGUAGAAUGUUCCAACUGCCGUUUUUCUCUGCCUUGCCCUGUCUGUCAAUUCUCCAUUCUGUUCAGCUUGGAUGCCUUGUUGUACUUGAAUUUGAUUUCUGUGUCGUCGUAUGGUUGCAUAUAUCUUGCAGUAAAGCAAGCUUGUAGUUAUGACGAACAAAAGUUCAAGAAUUGUAUAAAUGAUGACACGAACUUUUUCUGUUAUCAGUAAUGAUACGCAAACGAGUGCACUAUACACCCAGAUUAAGAUUACUGCAAUAAUAACACGCUUGUGGGUCACAAGUUCCUGGUAUCUGAGAUGAAGAUGAAUUGCCAGGAAUCUGUCGAGAGUUAAAGCGAUAAUGCUUAAGAAAGAGGCAGUGGAAAACAAAUUCACCGCGAUGAAGAACGAAGUAUUCCAAAUAUUGUUAAGAGCACUCUUGCAUGUGUGCGAUGUCACCACUUUGUAAUCUGCGCACUGUGCCAGAACUGUAACAUACAGAGGUUGGACAAGUAAACCAACUCCCAGAUCUGAAAAAGUCAUACUCAGGAGUAAUGUUUUUAAGGGUUUUAGCAACGGCGACGUUUUUCGUAGCGCUUGUAGCGUUAUGAUGUUCAACGCGGUGGCGGUGAAAGACAAAAAGGCGUUGAGUAUACAGUUAACGACAAAGGUUGAAUUCAAGUCUUUAGUUUCCUUCAUCCUGAGAUCUGCGUUAGAACUCUGCGUGCCUUUUCAUGUCUACAUUUUUUUUUCUCAAAACUAGCUCAUCAUUGUUCAAAAGUUCGUAAUCAUGUCUCAGAUUCCUCUUGCUGGCACUGUGCCAGAUGAUCUUCUCUUCUUCCGUUUUUUUCUGGUAACAUUCGAAAAGAUUUUUGGAACUGUUCGUAUGAUCUGUCGCACAAUAUCUCUUCCUUUUUGGAUACUAAUGACGAAUUGUUGUUCAAAGCCUUAGCUAGUCUAAUGGAUAUAGGUGAAGUUGAAAACAAAGAGCUGAUACUAUGACGAUCGCUCGGAGAAAAGAAACUCGGCGUUUGACCUCUGUAGGAAGAUACCAGUGCCCUUGUUCCACGACCUCAGUAAAAAAUUAUGCGGUUACCAAUCCAUUUUGUCAAUAAAUAGGUGGAUUAAGAGAAAAGAGCAAGUAGGAGAAAGCAUGCUUAAAACCGUACCUUUCCAAUUAAUUUGGUGUGUGUUGAGAAAACCCUGAUGAUCAUUGAUCAAUAUUCUUCGUAAAACUGAUUUUUAAUUACAAACACGUAGCGAAUGUGCGCCAAAUGAAAAAAGUUCUCGUUACAAUAUUAUACCUCAGUAGACAAUAGCUUUAAGUAUUUUCCUCACUGUUUAAUGCUUUUCAAGUACUAGGUAAAUGCAUUUAACAUUUGAUGUUCUUAGCAUCCUGUAGACGCAAAUACCCAUUAGAAUACUCAUUCUCGUUAACUGACGAGUUUAUAAAAUUUUUCAUUUCUUCUCCGGAGAAGCAAAGACCCUCGUUCACGAGUGAUGAUCAUGAAUAGCUCCCAAAUAGUUUCGCGAUUUAUAUUAGAAAAAAGCGAGAAUUUACCGAUCCGUACCCUAAAACUGAAAUUUCUAGUUUGCUUCGUUAAAUAUUCACUUAUUUCUAGUAACACAGGUAAAAAAAAAACCGAACAGAUGUACACCAUACGUCUUUUGAAGCCAUUCAGGAGACUUCGCGUUUGGUUAUUGUCUUGUAAGCAGAUGCAAAAGAGCAGUACUGGGGACAACAAUUUUGUCAAAUGGAAGGGAAUCCCACGUUUGAGAGGAUAUACCUUGUACUACUUUUUAGAACUCUUUUGCUUAUUUAUGAUCGAAUUGUUUUUCAUCGAAAAGUAAUUUUGACGACGAUUUCUCGGCUAAAAUAGAAGUCAACGAAUGAAAAAAAAAAAAACAAACAUGGCAGCCGCGAGCUAUCACCCGCGAACCUUAAGUCCCAAAUAUGGGCAGAUGGCGAACAUGAAACCGCUAACGGCAAACCCCCGUUUUGCCGUAAGGUCUCUUUUGUCUCCAUAGAAACGAUGUAGCUUUAGCGUUACCUUUUGCCUUUAUUACGGUAACUUCGGAGAUAAGAUUUGACUUAACUGCUCAAUUAUUCCUCAAGCCCUGUGGGCUCUGAGUCAAUAGCCCAUGAGGCCGAAGGCCGAAUGAUCUAUUGACUGAGAGGCCACGAGGGUGAGAGGAAUAAUUGUUUUAGUAAAAUCCAACUAGUUGGUCAAAAAUAUCGAGACAAAACAACUUUAGCUAGCAAAACACGAUUCAGCCGCCAUUGUUUUGGUUUUCAAAGCCGGCGCCUUUUCGCUACUAAUAGGCUAUGACAUAUAGCUUAGUUUUAGCUCAACCAAUCAAAACGCAGCACUGAUAAUAGACCACUAGUUGGAUUUUACUAAACGGUAUUUGUUCGAUUAAUCGCCGCGGCGUUUAUUCGAGGACGGGGUUUAUUUCGAAAUCACUAUUUUUAAAUCACUGACACCAGUUCAUCGUAAAUCAUUUGUGAAUAUUUUGUAAUUUAAGGUUCCAGUGUCAUUCUUAUUUUGCUUAGAUAGAAUUGUAAAUGUCUAGAUGGUGUAAACUACCAAGUUGUACCGAGGUUUUUCUUAUUAUCCUCGAGUAAACGCCGCAUUCUUCUGAUUAGGUGCGGCGAUUACAUGCAUGGUAAUUUUGCUUCCACCUGCGGAGUUUGAUCGAGGGCAGCAUUUAAUCGAUUAAAUACGGUAUGACUUUGAUGACAAAUGAAAUUGAAAUAACAAACGAUACUUGUGUUAUCUCGUCAGAACGGAUUCUUCAGGACAAGUUUACAACCAUCAGCUUCAAAUUCGCUACCGCGCAUUGGACCUGCUAUCCGAAUGGAUUGAUGGUUACUAUCAGUUUGACUUCAAAACAAGUCCUAACUUAAUCAAGGAGCUGUUAGCCUUUGUCAAAGAUGAGGUAGGAGUUUGCGGUAUUUUUUUUUUCAAGCCCUUUCCGAAGCUUUAUUUUGUAGCAAUGCGUCUUCAUUACGCAGCGAAACGACUGUAAACCAGCCAACCCCAUCUCCCUCACAUUCAGUGACCCGCCUCUCCGAAUACUUUCCGGAGGUUCAAUCAAUCCGUUCAUCGAUCUUAGUUUUUAAACAAAAAAUAAUAUUUUUUUAAUCGUUAGUUAAUCCUCGUGGACAGAAGUGAAAGAGGGCAUUACCUGAUAGAACUUAUUGUGGAGAAACAGAAACAAGACUUGAACAACAAUUCAUUGACAGAAGAACCCACAGAUUGUGUGGCUGUUCUCCAAUUAGAAGACCCACAAGGUAAGGUUCUAAAAAGGUAAAGGCCCGAACGGCUGGAGCUUAUCUCGGUUUCCUUAGCGUAUAGCAUGCCUAGGAGAAUUGCUAUUCCCUCCUGGACGGGAUGCUAGUCCAUCACAGGGUUACCCCUCAGCAGUAUAACGCCGGUAUACAUUUUACACCUGUGUGAAGAGAGACGAAGUGGAGCACUGUUCCUUGUCUAAGAAAACAACGCGACGGGCAAGGCUUGAACCCCGGACCUCCAGAUACGGAGUUCGAGGUAUUAAGCGCUCGCCAACACACGCCUCCACAGAAGACCCACAAGGUAGUCAAUAAAACUUGCUGAAGAUGCUGUUUAAAGUGAGAUUUCUUUGCUUUAUUUCUCCUCAGCUCUCGGUGUUAUUGAAGGGAAAAAGGACUCCUUGAAAAAGGUUUGUAUCACCUUGUUUUGCCGUUUUCCUUUCUUGGAGACGCAUUAUUUAAAUGGGACUUAGUGCGAGUUAGCGGGGAGUUCAGGUCAUGGGGGUUCUUCUGUAUUUGACAUUACAACAACAAAAAUUAAGUAUUGUACACCCUGUCGCUUUUUUAAAGAAUGGCAGUAAGAACAAGUAGGCUCGAUCAUUGCCCAUUACCAGCCGCUGUUCGAGAAAUGAGCCCGUGCUUCCGGAGAGGAAGACCAGACCCCAAAGAGUGACAGAAAUCGUGCCUACAUCUAAACAUAGUUUAGGGAAAAAUUUUGGUGUUGUACGUAUGAGCGUUCGUCAAUGGAACCUUUUCCUCAUUUCAUUUGUGACCGACAUCAAACUUUCCGUUGCAGCUGAAAUUUAUUUUUCUAGCCUUUGGUUUGUCUCUCUAGAUUAUAUAGCUUUGCUUUUACUGAUUUACGACUCACCCCUCCCCCCGCACCUUCUUUGCAAAAUAGUAAAGCAAUUCUAAUGCAAUGACCUAACGGCACACGUAAAAAUGCGACAUUUCCGGUGAGACGCUGUCUAUAAAAAUUCGAGAAUAAUCAUAUCGUAUAACAUCAACCGCGGCAGGAUUAGCUCAGUUGAUCGAGCGUCUGACUGUAACUGUAGAGCGGGAAGUCGUGGGUUCGAUUCCCGGGGCCGGACCAAUACUCAGGGUCUUUAAAUAACUGAGAAAAUAAGGUACAGCCUUUUCCCUGCAAUCGACAAGACCUUCGCGUGGCUUGGAUGACCACGUAAAGUAGCAGACGUAAAAAUAGUGUCCCCAGUUAGUACUUUCGUGUUAAAUACAUUGACACUCAAAAAAGUGCUUUUUAAAAUGUAUUCAUAUUUAAAUCUUGGAAAAAGAAGGUGAACAUCCAAAGAGAAGUACAAAUUUGCUCUUUCCUCUUCAGCCUUCAAGCAGCCGAAAGGCCAAAUCACCAGUUCAGUGCUUCAGAAGAGCCACACCCGAAAAGGAGACCACAUACAAAGCCACUCUUUACCUAAAGGCACUGUCAGUUUUGGACCACUCAUCAAGAAUCCUAGCCGAACAGCUUACGCUGAUUCAACAGGUAACAUUUAUCACUGCAUUUAGUGAAUACUGCAAUUAGUCAAAAAAUUAGAGAAGUGCAUCCUUGCUACACAUGGACAUUCUGUAAGGUUAAGAUCGUGAAUUAGCCAAGGGAACGAUCGAAUCCCUAUGCCCCAUGAUAAUUACUUGAAAUCAGUCGGUUUGUAGAGUGGUACUCACUAGUUUAGUUUAAAAAUUAACAAACAUUACAAACAACAAAAAUAAACUUUAAAAAGCUUUUUAAUAGGUAAUCAAGUUCCUACAAACCACAAUUGCAAUUCUUAUUAAUUAACUUCAAAUGUGUCUGUCCUAACUUUUUCUUUAUUUGCUGCGUAAUUUAUACCUUCUAAUACUGAGUGCUUUAAGCUGUUAUUGUUAUGUUUCACUCAAUUUAAUGACCGCCACAUCUCUUUUAACUAUGCGUAAGAUAAACGCAAGACUAGCUGUAGGCAUUUAUCAAUAGAUACAGAGUUCUGUCCUUAAGUAAAACCGCUCAUCUGUUUUGUGUUGUCUUUCAGGAUUUGUUCUUUCGUAUUCACCCAAUUCAUUUCUUAAAUUCCCGCGCGUAUGGCAUUGGUGUCGGUAGAAGCCAGUCUCCCUCCAGAGAACGCGACAACAUCUUUGGCUUUAGCACUGGAAGUCGCCGCAUCUCAGAACUGACUGGGUCAGAGCAGGGACCCCUCCCAUGGGAACAGAAUUUGUAUGUCAGUGAGCCCAGCAGUGAUGGCGCUUUAGAGGAACUCUUGGAGCAUGCGCAAGAUGUGUCGUUGUGGGUUGCUGUCGAGAUCUGCAGCGCAUCUUCAGUGAAGGUGAAUUCCCUUGAAGAAUUGACUCGUUCAUAGGAGACAGCGUGUCUGAAUGGUCAGCACGUCAAAAUCCCGGUCCGCAAUUUGUUUCUCGGUGUCCUCUGCUCAUUUUUUCUUUUUGCAGACUGCUUUUAUUCCUGCCAUUUGAAGGUUUUUAAUCAUGUUAUGCUUCGUUAAGACUAGAAAUACGUGAAUCACAGAACCUCGCGAGGCUCGGAGGAAUCAGAGGGCGGUCAGUAAAAUGUUAGAGGGUUGCAGAGAUAGGUUUCAACACCGGCUCUAAAUUUGGAAGCUGAGAUAACCCGUUAACUUUACUUUUAUUGCAAAACUACCGCUAUGAAAACUAUUAAAACUUCAAUUUUAAAAGCAGACUUUGCAAACACAAAAUAGCUUUUUAGGCCCGAAAAUUACUGGGACUGUCGAGAAACGGAACCCUGGUUAAACAAUUUUCCCCAAGCAAAAAGCUUCUGCUGGAGACAGCAAAGUGUUUGCGGUCGUUGUUGUAUCGUCACGCAACGCUCCUCCGUGGAGACUACAAAGUGUUAAGUCUUAUUUUUUAUUAUAGGCUCAACUGGCACUCAUCACAAAGUUCGUCAAUGCUGCACGUUACUGCUGCGAGAUUCGUAACUACAGCACCUGUAUGCAAAUCAUUGACGCUCUGGAAAUGUUCGUUGUCAAACAUUUACCGGUAAGUUAUCUAUUGUUCAGUAUGAUACUUUCACCCUCCAAAUAUUCUCAUUUGUUGCGCACUGUCCAUCUUAUAGUAGUAACUCACAAUAUGAACUUAACAGUUGAUCCGAACAAUUCAUUCGUGGUGAUGAUAUCAUUAAUUCUUACGACCGUGUUAAUGACGGGACGGAGAGACUUUGUUUUUAGGGGCCAUGUGCACUUGCUUUGCAAAUUAUUUGUCAAAAAUUGUGGUCUACAACUGCGGAGAUCGUCUUCAAUUCCUUAAAAAAGACUUUUGAAAGCUUGCCAGUCUUUAAGAGCGCCAUCCUGUUUCCUCGGUCUUUAAUAAUUUUUGUCAAAGGUCUUAAUCCAAGUUUUGAAGAAGUCAAUGAAGCAGUUUAAACGCCACGCGAUAAAACUUACGUUUUGCCUUCAGUCGGCCGGUUUUCCUCGCGAAUCUAGGUAUUUAGUCUCAAAUGUCAGCCGCGGCUCCUCCCCCCCUACACCUGUGAGGGGCGGGGGGGGGGAGACGCGCCCCCCACGGGUUAGGGAGAGGAGACGGAUGACGGGUUUUCAAUUCUAAUUUGAUUUGAAAAGAGAUAUUCAGAGGAGACAAAUCAAUUUUGUCGCUCUAGUGACAGCGUAAGGACCAGGUACAGACUUACAAGCCAUAAGGUUUAUUUUGCAGACCGUAUUUAGCAAUUUCGUUGGACAAUCGAGUUGUAGAAAUAGCUCGAAGUUUGUGCAUUAGUAUGCUAUUCUUGUCAAAUUUAAUAAAUGAUAGCUUCUUGUCUUGGUAGGUAUGGAAGCAAGUACCCACUAAAACAACGGAAGUCCUGGAAGAACUCAAGGCUGUUAAGGUGGGGAAACCCUUGUUACAAAAGCGACUUCGUGUAGAGUGUACAAGGGGUUAACACACUCGAACCUCCCGUAAGCGACCACCCAAAAUGCAAAGCUUAGUUGUCGCUUACGGGUGGUGAUAGUUUACAAGAAUCCAACCAUAGGGUGUCUCUUCCGAGAAGAGGGUCCAGACAUAUCUGCUUUAUGGAAGAUCAUGGCUAAGUUGCAAUAUAUGUAGUUCCAUGUUGUCGCUAAAGCUUCUUAUACUCAGGGUAGCAAAGUACAUACAGCGAACGUAGAUGUCAAACAAGCAGUUCUUACAAGUGGUUAAAAAUGAACAUUAUUAAACAGUCAACCACGAAACGUGGUCGCGGUCGCUUACAAGAUGAGGUCGUUUACGAAGGGUUCCAAUUGUAAACCUGUGUCUGCGAAAAUUUUGGUGUUUCAGAUGGAUGGUCGAUUAUAGGAGGUGGUCGCAACUGGAGGUUCGACUGUAUUUAAUCAAAUGGUAAAUUAAGCACCUUCUUUAAACAUGGCAUUAAAGUCGUGUUUUAUUUUUUCCCUCGCCAGGUUUUGUUGAAAACAGACAGCUCUUGGUUGAUGAAAAGUGAGGCUUCACGUGACAAACCCACAAUUCCUUGCUUUUUACUGUUUAUAAUUCACGUGCAGCAACAAGAGCUUGGAGGCUUCACGUUGCCUAGCAACAUGUACAAAUGGACCAAAAUGAGGUACACGGUGUUGAUAUGUUGGCCAUCGACACUCUUCCCUCUGAAAGGACUAAGGCAGAAAAUUAAAUUGACAAGCAUUAACAACAGAAAACGUGAAAUGAGCACGAUGGUUUUAUGAAUUGUUCAAAAAAUGAGCAGGAGUGUAUUAUCAGGUUUAAAACUCUCGGCGAGUUUUUAAACCUGAUAAUACGCUACUGCGAUUUUUUUUAAUUGCUUCAAAAUCUCUGAUAUAGAUCAACUCUUUCUUGCACUAAUAUUUAGAUUUGGGGUUAUUUUGGUCAAAAAAUUGGACGUAAACUUUAGCCGUGUCUUUAUAAGAUUUAAAGAACCUCAUUAAACAAAAAUGUUUUGUGUUUUUUCUUUACGAAUUAUUAAUGAGUUUUUGAACUGUGAAUUUUGUCUCAGUAUGCGUCCACACUCGCGCUGAACUGCUAAAACCACCUAGUAUAACGCAAUAAACAUUGUAGCCGGUCUCAAAUAAGUCCCCCCUUCUAAUAUAUCCCUCUCUUCAGGGGACGAAAGUUAUUCAUCCCCACCCCCGAACCUCUCCCAUUUUCUUAAAUGAUAGACUGUAUUAAUAAAUUAUGACUUUAUAUUAGUUUAAUUAACUUUGCUCUCCUUUCUUUCAAUUACAGAUCCGUGGCUCGUUUAGUGGAUCAACUUAGAUUGUUUAAGCAAAUGCGGUACGCCUUCCAGGUUGAUGAGGAUUUGAAAGCAAGACUAAAACAGCGCAUUCGCGAAAGCAAAAAUGAAAAUCUUCACGCCCUUGCUUCAGAGAAUGCCAGCAACUUUCACUUAUCUUCAUCGCAUGGCUCGAGAAAGUUUCACGAUGCUUUUAAAAAGAUGAAAGCUACAUUUGGCGGCCAUGGAAGUUAA